GAAGAAUCGCAUGAAAUUUGUGCUUGCUGGGAGGGUGGCGAGUUUGACCUGUUACCAGUCAUGAGUGUAUGGUCACUUGCAAUGUUUCCGCUCUUGGCCUUUUGUUUGUUUUUGCUUGCAAUCCAUCAUAUUCGAACUGUGAUGUUUUCAGAGAAUUGUGGAGUUGGAAGGGACCCUGAGGGGGUCAUCCAGUCCAACCCCCUGCAAUGAAGGAACCUUUUGCCUCAUGUGGGACUCGAACGCACGACCCUGAGACUAAGAGCUUCAUGCUCUCCCAUGCCAUCUUGUGCCUAAGAGUAAUAAAAUAAUAAUAAUAAUAAUAAUAAUAAUAAUAAUAAUAAUAAUAAUAAUAAUAUUUUGCAGAUUGAAAGCUGUGCAGGGGAGAGACCUGCACCUCCUAGCUGGCAAAGGGCGCGGCGCUCUUCGCCUCUCUCGCGCGGUUAGGGCAAGGAGCAGAAAAGUACUUUGCAGCUUUUCGGCUGUUGCUGCUGCUUUUCUUUUUGUCGGCAAAAACAAAUGUGACUGGGUGAGGGAGGGAGGGAGAGAGAGCCCGACGAGCUGCAGAAACGCCUUCCCCUUUAAACCCGCCCUCUGCUGCUCACUCGGAGAGCUCGCGCCUCCUCACUCGCACAACGGGCUCCUCGGGUGCUGCAAGCGCCGCGCCUCGCUUUCCGCGCGCGCCCAGCAGCCGCUUCUUGCGCGGCCGGGACGGCGACGGCGGCUGCGCGCCCCGGCGCCCCUCGGCUCCCUCAGCGCGGAGAGGAGAAGCAGGGCAAGGUGGCGAGGAUGCUCCCCGCCGCCAAGCAGUUGCUCCGGGGCUGCAGGAGAAGGUGGCGAGCGCCUCAGCCCCUGGUGCUCCUCGCCGCUCCUCUGAGAAGGGAGAGCGGCGGCUUUCUCCCGGCGGACCGGCUGCAGGUGAGUGGCGGACACGGCUGGCCCGCCGGCGCAGGCGGCGACCCCGUCGCUCGCUGCUUCCUCCUCCUUUCUUGGCUCAGGCCUGAGGAAAGAAACUUCUUAGCGCACGCGCCACCCGCUCCUUCCUCGGCAAGGCAAGGCAGGGCGAGGCGGGCGCUUGCCCGGCUUUGGCCGUCUGUUGCUCCACAGCCUUCCUGCCUUGCUGGAACUUCGCCCGCCCGCCCGCCCGCCCGCGGGGACACGCCCGCGAGACGGCGAAGUAUAAAGUUGCAGCUGGCUGUGGAGCUGGGCGGGGAAGAGAGGAAGGAGCCGCCUGCCUCCUCCGCCUUGGUCUCUGUCGUCUUGAGUUUUAGGCUGUAAUCGUGUUUUCCGGCUUGGGGGCGAGGGAGGAUGCUUACAUUAAUAGGGUGGGGUGGCGGGGUAGGGAAGGGUUCCCCCACCCCCACCCCCUUUCUCGAAGUUUACUGUCACUGCUUUGGAUCCCUUUUGCUGAUCAGAUCCAUCUGCGUGCAAACUCAGGAGGAGGAGGAGGAGGUCCCCAGGCCGACUCCAAAGAGAGGGAAUAUGUAAGCAAGUCCCAUUUUUAAGUCCCACAAAUAAGUGCAUUAAAUUUGUUGUUAGCCCAGUUUUCUGAAUUGGGAAGGGCGGGGUAUAUAUAUUUUUUAAAUUAUUAUUAUUUAGAGCAAAAGCAAGAAGCCAGACACUUGAAUGCUUGUUAACCUAUGGUGUAAGCUUCCACAUGAUUUACACAUUCUGAUCCUAGGUGUAUUUACAUGGCAGUAAAUCCUGCUGCGUUCAGUGAUACUGUCUUCCUUGGAAAUCCUUUUUUUUUUUUUUUGUAGACUUGAGUGCUGUGAACUGGGAAUGUUGCUACUGUCGGAAGAAGGUUACAUGCAUGCUCAGUCAUAAAUAAGAGAGCCUAUGUGUACAUGCUGUGGGGGUUUUAUUCUCUGAGUCGCCAAUGGGAUUUCAGUCCUUAGGUAUUAAUAGCUCAUUAAUCGCCCAUUCACUAAAACCAUUUUAAAGCACUAAUGGCGUCCCGAGUCCUAUCCUGCCUUGUUGGAAUAUGUGCACCUUGCAAAAUGUCAGAGGAAGGCAACCUUACUACAUUGACUGUGAACAUUAAAGAGAGGCUGCAAAGUGCUAGCCUACCAACGAUAUCUCAGAGUGCUCUUCUGUAAUCCUAGAAGACUCAGUGUUAAUCAUUCUCCUGCACAGUUGUGUUUCAUUAUUAGGAAGCCUGUGGGGAUGGUCCCAUAGGAGACACCAAUUAGUUCAGCUAGCUGAAGCAGUGGUAGGUAGCUUCUUAUUCUUUUCACCUUGCCUGUCACUCUUUUUCAUACCUUACAUUACAGGUUGUCGAACAGGCUUCCUAGUGGUCUGUGCCUCGAGAGAGAAAGAGAAAAAGGUGUUGGUGCAACAAAUAAUAUAGUAUUAAAUUAGUAUGGAAGUUAGUGCUUGCUACCCAGACCCCAGCACCAGUAUUACAUAGAAAUCUAAGGUAUAUAUAGGUAAUUGAUACUCUGUGUGCUUUCCUUAAGAUAAGAGUUUUGUGAAUCGCAAAAGUUGCUGACAGAUGUUUAGCCACCAGCUUUUUUAUAUCUGUGCAGCUAGUGGCUUUUCAUUCCUUGCCAAACCUUUAUACAGGAGUAAAGGAUUUCUCUCUUUGGGAGCCUCUAGGCAUAUCUGAGACAAAUGCAUUUGGCAGGAGUUAUUGCAUUGUUCAGGGAAAACAGGGAUGAUAGGAGUCGGUUUCUUGUUGCUUGGAGGCAAAGUCUUCCCCUAUGACAGGCAAAACAAAGAAGGUCUUCAAAAUCCGGAGUUGAAAGCCAUGACCUCCCAGCACUUUUCUUCUUCUUAACUUGUCCUAGUUCUGAAAGGGUAAUGAAUCAUCCAUGGAAAGCGUUUUAAAUAACACUUGAUUUAGCACAGCUGCACGCUUUUUGGGUUGAGUCUGGCACAGAGACAAUGUUGUUUGGAAAACAGAAAAUUUGCAUAGAAAUGAAUCCUGGAAAUAAAUAUGAGCUUGAUAAAUCGACAGGGUUUGGUAAACCUGUCAUUUGCAAGUGCCUGCUUUUAGAUACUGCAAAGCGUUUGUCUUCAUUACCAUAAUUUCUGGAACUUUUAGGGCACAUAUCCCUGUAACACAAAUCAUUUAUAUUUGAUGGACAGCGCAGUAGCAAUGUAGACAAGCAGUUCUAAUAUUCCACCCCAUCUCAUUUUGUGUACUGUACAGUUAUAGUUAAGUGAAUCAUAACUAUUCAUUUACUUCUUAAUGUGUACCAUGUGGCAAGGUUAUCAGUAACUUCGGUUUUACUCCCUUGGAAAAUGGAAGCUUGAGCAUUGUUUGGCAUCGCUUCUAGUAAACACCUUUUCAUAGAUUUGUAUUCAGAGACACUUGCUUAAAAAUAUGCUGUGGGAAUGCCAAGGGGCCUUGACGGUGCAGGGUAUAAAUCUUUAAAACAAUAAAGUUCUUCAUCAAGUGGUUGUAUUGCUGCCUCCCAUAUUGAGGGCCUCUGAGAUGACUAUAAAUCUGCUUCAUUGUCUUGCAAGACAGAUUAUUUAAAAACCAUCUGUAGUAUUCCUAUAGAGAAGAUUAUGUGCUUGGUUUGCAAUUGUGUCCAUAAUAUUGUGUCAAAGUGCAUAGGGUAUAUAAAAAGCUGCAUGCAUGAAAAAUAAGAUUGUGGUGGUGUUUUACUGUAUAUGCUGUAAUUGAAAGUUAAAACUUAAAAUUGUAAAUAAUAGCAAAAUAUAACCAACAGUUGCAUUAAUCCUCUGUCAUGGUUAAUGCUAGCAAUCCACUUUUCUAAUUUGACACAAACGUCUGCAGCAAAUCCAUUUUCAAACUAUUAUGCUAGAUUUGGAACCAUUAAAUGUGCUAUUACUGAGUUGCAAAUGGGAUUUGGAAAAACAGAACCUGUACUAGAUCUAAUAUUCAACAAAGUGCUUCUGGUAGUGACAUUGGCUGUUCAGUGGAACUCCUCCAACUUUUCUCUUUGUGCACCCUUAAAUCUGUUCUGGGGGUUCCUCCAAUCAUCUGGAGCAGAUUCAGGGGUGCCAUGGGAAAAGAAGAGGGAGAAGACAUUCCUUUGUGUGGAAAUCCUUGUGAUAAUGAAAACAUUUCAUUAGAUACUGCCCUUGGUGAUUUUGCAUUAUACCCAAAAGCACAUGCAGAAAUUGACAAUUAUGUUUAACCUUUUGAUAUUGCUUUGGAAACAGUUGCUUAAAUUUGAUAUCCCAAAUUUUUGAUUGCAUAAUCCUCCCUCUCCCUCAGCUUGGUGGAAGGGAGAAGUUUGGCUUAAAUGGUUUGCCCAUUUCCAUGUAGAUUGCACAGCCUAUGCUGAUUCCACUGCUAUUUCUUUUAGCCAAGUGUGUGUUGGGUAGAUGGGGAAGAUGUGGCAGAACAAGAAAGAAGUACAGAAUUAAAUAUCAGGUGCAAGUGGGUUGUAUUGCAUGAAUCAAUCAAUUCAUGAAUCAAUCAGACCCUCUUCCCUUUUGUGGAUCUGCCCUGGCCCACUUUGCCUAAAAUGGUAGAUUUAUAUUACUUUCCUCCUACAUAAUCAUUAUUACUUUCAGCCCCUCUCAGGAAAGCUCCAUGUGGAACUAGGAAUUUUGAGGAUCCAAAAUUAUUUUAAAACUAGAGCAAGGAAGCCUUCACAAGAUCAAGUCCCAAAUUCUUCUUCAUUUUGCCUAAAGGUGUAUAAUUAAAACACCAGCAGAACCUUCUGGGGAGAACAUUGCACAAAUGGGGAGCUGAUGCAGAAAAGGCCUGUUUCUCAUGUUGCCACCCUCUGGACUUCUGUUGAGGAGGCAUACGAAGAAGGGCCUCAGAGGAUGAUCUUAGGGUUAGGGUAGGUUCAUAUGGAGAGAGGCGGUCCUUGAGGUAUUGCAGUCCUGAGCUUACCUCACAUCAUUGUUAGGGGCGUGGGUCCCCUAAAACUAGAAAGCAAGUUAUAAGAACAGUGAUACUGUCAAUUACCCAACCAAUUCAGCCUGAUUCCUAAAGGAAACCUGACAUGGAAUUGCUUCGUGCACUUGCAAGCAUUCCUCUUAAUCCUUAAACACAAUAAAGCACAUUUUUCAAAGGCAUGUAAACCAGCUUGACUGCAUUUCCUCUGUAGCUGAAGCAGGAGAAUGUCUAAGUCUAACGGGUAGUGGAACAGAUUCCCAGACUUGCAGAGGCAAGGGAAAAAAUCCAUAAUACAGUAUAUAUGGUGUGCCACUACAGAGGAAAUAAUAGGUGCUUCUCCCAUUAUCCCUGACCAUUGAUGAUACUUGGCUGGGGCUGAUUGAAUCCAACUUGUUUACUGCCAACAAACAACGAUCUGGAGGUUUGAAGCCCUUCAUUACUCUUCCUUAGUCAUGAUUUGUUUAGCUAUUCUGUUGGGUAGUUACUAAGCUUCGAAAACAUGAGGCAAGAAAAACGAAACAAACUUUACAGAUACAAGCUAUGGCUUGUUUGUUUAUCUGUGGGAUAAUCUAGGGUGAACUCAUGGUUAAACCACAGAGCCUAGGGCUUGCUGAUCAGAAGGUCGGCGGUUCGAAUCCCCGCGACAGGGUGAGCUCCCGUUGCUCGGUCCCUGCUCCUGCCAACCUAGCAGUUCGAAAGCACAUCAAAGUGCAAGCAGAUAAAUAGGUACCGCUCCGGCGGGAAGGUAAAUGGCGUUUCCGUGUGCUGCUCUGAUUCGCCAGAAGCAGCUUAGUCAUGCUGGCCACAUGACCCGGAAACUGUACUCCGGCUCCCUCGGCCAGUAAAGAGAGAUGAGCGUCGCAACCCCAGAGUCGUCUGUGACUGGACCUAACGGUAGGGGUCCUUUUACCUUUACCAUGGUUUGUUAAACCAUAGCUUAAGCAAACCAUGACCCAGGGUUAUGUGUGAACCAGGUCUUGAGACAGAGCAGUAAAAAUAACAGCACCAGAAGAUAGCCACAAGGAAUGACAGUAUUAUUGAAGUGAAGAAAUAAGUAUAAAGCUGCAAGGAAAUGAGCAUUUGUGAAAGGUUGCUUAAGUCUUUGUUUUUUAUAUCGAUGUUGUAUAAAUAUAUAACACAAAUGCUGCACAAUGAGAGAUCACAUUUCUACUUCUAAGGUUUUUGGUUUUUUUUUAAAAAAAGCAACCAAACAAACAAACAAACAAAUAACUGCGGUUGUGCUCAGAAUCUUAACAAUGGCCUUGGCUUUAAUUCUCUUCUUCCACAUUCUUUUCUUCCACAUUCAAUUGAAGGGGGGAAAGUGUGUUGAGUGAUUUUUGGAGGUUUUAAGAACCUGACACUCAGUGAUCAAAGUGAAAGAUUGAAGAUAGAAACAUAACAUAACAAACCCAAGACAUGCUUCAACUUUCUACUUCCAAAAUUAUACAUAUCAUUAGCAAAGAAGUUUGAGAGCAUUGUACCAGACAUCCAGUAUAUUUGACAGCAAUAUUGUAUUUUCAAGCUAAUGGGCAUCACGCAUUCUUUCAGCUGAAGUUUACGCCUCCCUACCUUCUAUGAUAACAUACAGUAAUGCCAGUUCCUUGCGGCAAACUUGGGACCCAGCCUUUAAAAUUCUCAUUCGAUAUCCUCAAUCUGUCUGCUUUCUGGAGCAAUCAAACCGCCCCCCCAUCUCAGAUCGAGACUACGUAGAAUUUUCUUCAAAAUCGGGACUGAAACUCACUCCAAACUAUGGUUUCACAUUUUGCAUUUAAAGGAGAUCCUGGUUAAGCAUACCUGUAAUUAAUAGUGCUGAUGCCAGCUUUAUGUAUAUAAAUAUCUAUAUGUCUCCUUUAUGGGCUAACCCUCCUAAGAGUGCUUGCAUCGUAGUGAUACAGAAACCAUUCUUAAAAUAUUGGGCAUCUCAUAGGCCUCUGGUUGGCCACUGUAAGAAUAAAGUACUGGCUGAGAUGGACCUUUAUCCUGAUCCAGCAGGAUAAAGGGGGGCGGGGGUGAGGAGAUUUCACCCCUCCCAUAUCCAAGAAUCUCCUGAGGAGUCUGCUGAUUCUCCAGAGAGGAGGAGGCGUGUUCUGCUCUCUACUUAUUCUGCUCCAGCACUGAGUCAGUCAGUCAGUCAGUGUCGGAGAGAGAGAGAGAGACUGAGUGUUAGAGAUCGUGUGUAGAGAUAAGGUUGCUGCUAAGAGCAGCUGCAGACACUCAGUGCAGUGUAGCAUUUAUUUAUGCUUAGACCUAUUUAGCUCUGUAUAUAGUUGUAUAAUAGUUGUAGAUAGAAUAAAGAAGAUAUUCUACAGAGCUGCUCUCCGAGUUGUUUAUAUACUCUGCUAGACUCUUCUGUACUCUGCUGUGCGACGACUGUCUUCUUGUUGGAGUGAAUCCGGUGCUCACAACUCUAAGCUGUGAGUCCACAGCACUUUGACCUGUUCCUGUGCAGAAGGUGGUCUCUGGAAGUGCUAUCCAGCUCGCCUAGCCCAGUCGGGGCUGAAGUGGAUGAGUCCAGUUGGUGGCACUGGCUCAAGCGCGAUGCUGACAGGCGGCACUGUGGUCUAAAUCACUUAGCUUCUUGGGCUUGCUGAUCAGAAGGUCGCAGGUUUGAAUCUGCAUAACAGAGUGAGCUCCCAUUGCUCUAUCCCAACUUCUGUCAACCUAGCAGUUCGAAAGCACACCAGUGCAAGUAGAUAAAUAGGUACAACUAUGGCGGAAAGGUAAACGGCAUUUCCGUGCACUCUGGCUUCCAUCACAAUGUUCUAUUGCAGGUUUAGUCAUGCUGGCCACAUGACCCGAAAAGCUGUCUGUGGACAAACGGCGCCACCCUCGGCCUGAAGCAAGUUGAGCACCACAACCCCAUAGUUGCCUUUGACUGGAUUUAACCGUCCAGGGGUCCUUUACCUUUUUUUUACCUGAUCCAGCAGAGCUUCUCCUGUGUGUGUGUGUGUGUGUGUGUGUGUGUGUUCGCAUAUAACAAAGUUUUGUUCAUAUAGCAUAUAAAUAAUAUCCCAUAUAAAUGAUGCAACAGCCAUUUAAAAUGAAGGCAAGCACUGUGUUUAUUAACUAAAACAUCAUUAGAACAGUGACAGCUGAAAAGAAUGCAGAACAUUUAACUAUUAGUUAAAAGCCAAAAGGCCUGUUUAAAAAUAGUAAAAGGGUGCAUUGCUUAAAGGAGGAGGAAUUCCAGGGAUAAUAGCGUAAGCAGAAAAGAUGCUCAAAGGCCCAUCUAGAAUCAUAGAAUUUUAGAGUUGGGAGGAAUCAUGUGGGUCAUCUAGUCCAAUCCCCUGCUAUGCAGAAAUCAUUUGCCCAAUGUGGGGCUUUGAACCUACAACCCUGAUACAGUGGUACCUCGGGUUAAGAACUUAAUUCGUUCUGGAGGUUCGUUCUUAACCUGAAACUGUUCUUAACCUGAAGCACCACUUUAGCUCAUGGGGCCUCCCGCCACCGCCGUGCGGUUUGUUCUCAUCCUGAAGCAAAGUUCUUAACCAAAGGUACUAUUUCUGGGUUAGCGGAGUCUGUAACCUGAAGCGUCUGUAACCCGAGGUACCACUGUAUUAAGAGUCUCAGGCUCUACCAACUGAACUAUCCUAGGUCUAUUCCAUCCUUUGGUUUUCCCAGUGCCCAAACACACUUUUAGGAAGCCUGCAAUAUCGUUCUCCCACUCCUAGUCACCAGCAAAUGAUUUGGAGGCAUUCUGCUUCUUACACAUAGUAAAUAUAUCUAUUGUGACUUUAUAACUUUAUUCUCCAUGAAUAAGUAGCAUAUAUUUGGAGACUGAGUACCAGUUUAUUUACCACAAUAAACAGAGCUAUAUGCAUCAGCCAUUAGUGGCUAACGUUGUAGCUGAGUUUGGUUCUUCUCUCUCUGCCUUGUGCUCAAAUAUUCUUUUACUUAUUUAUAACCCUCCAGUAACUGAGAGUUGCCCACUCACCUUAGCAAGAGAAAGCUGAGACUCUUUAUCCAAUUUUAAGUUGUUUCCCGACGCGUUCUGCUUUUGGAAUAAACACAUCUGUGUACAAGAAUCCAGUUCUGAGUAUUGAUUCUUCUGAGUGAUUUUAUAAGAGCAGUCUAAUAUACAGUGUAUUUUAUAUAGCCUGUUACCACACUUAAUAUUUUCCCAUAGCUUUACCUUUUGUAGUUUGCAGCUUUAAAGCUGGCUGUAUAAAUGUCUUAAGUGGGUUUACUAUCAGCAGGACAAAACUGGUUUUAGCACAACUAUGCUGUUCUGUAAGUAAUUUCUGUGAAACUCUUGUCACCGAUAAAGCCUUUAUUUGUGACAACAAAAUGGUCUUUCAAAAUCUGUUUGGGUAGAAUGCUUGAGAUAGAGAUCUCAUGUGGGUUAAAAAUAAAUUUUUACUGUUGUUGGUCUGUCAAUGUAUCACUCCAGAAAUAACAUUUUUAGGACUGAUAUUAAAAUGGAGAUCCACAGUUAUAUUUAUGAUUGCAGCAAAAUGAAGCUACAGAGGCCCACGGCAAUCUGCAUCCUUCACAAAUGAUCGGCAUUAAACAAAAAACAAAAACCCAGACUAUAAAACUUGUUAUAAAAAUAAGUUUUAUAUAAUUUAUGCUUUGUUAUUUACACAAAUGAUUUAUUCAAACACAUAUAACAAUCCAUUAAGUAAUGAAAACACACAUAAUCUUGAAACUACAGAAGAGUUGCAGUAGACUAAGACAAACUUGAAAGCAGCAGGUCACAGACUUAUUUAAAUGGGUGUUGGAGGUUCAUACCCAGUUUCAGUGCAGGAAGAAAAGGACUAAGACUCAUCUCCUCAGGAAAGGUAUUCUAAAGUUUCAGUGCCACUACCAAAAAGGCCACAUAGCUCAUACCUGUCUGCCUGUUGAAUCCCAGUGGUGAUGGAGAGUAGAGCCUAUGAAGCUUACCUUUGGGCAUAAGCAGUAUUGUUUUAGGAUAGGGGUGGUUAACCUGUGGCCCCCCAGGGGUUCUCAGUGAUCAGGGUUGAUGGGAAUUGUAAUCCAAUAGCAUAUGGAGUGCCACGGAUUAGCCACAUCUGAGUUAGGAAAAUGUGGUUCUGAAUGUAUCCUUGUUCAAGGCUAUUAAAGUUUGGGCUUCUUUAUAUCUCAGCAGUUUGUUCUGCAAAUGAAGGAGGAGACAGGGAGAACCGGGAGCUUUUUCCACCUUCAAGUUACCAUGCACUGUGGUGUCAUUGUGCCAUGCCUGUGGCUGGGACGGGUCUAUUAAAGAGUCUGUUGCACUGGUUUUGUGGAGUUCAAUUCUCGUGGCUGAAGGAACACAUGAAUAUUUUCUACGUCCCUUUAUCAGAUUUCAAGAGCAUCAAGGAUUUAGUAUUUUUUUCAACCUCUAUGAUAUUGCAAACCUUCCAACCAGCAACGUAAAAUAGCAUCACAACAUCUUUGAACAAGAUUCAAAUCAAGGCACGUUUGUUACUCGCUGCAAUGAAAGAGUACAGAGAGAUGCAGGCAGGCAGAGCAAAACUAUUUAGAUGUCUCAUCCAAAUGUUCUGAUUUCUGAUCCUGUAGCUAAAGCCCCAGCAUAAGUGCACGUUUUGCUUUGCAAAUUACUCUUGUCUGUCGUUGCCAACAGACUGCUAUCAUUCUUGACACUUUCCCUGCCUAGAGGUGCCUGGAUGACAUAAAUUCAACAAUGCAAUCGAAUGUCUCCUCUCAGGUGAGCUCUUCAGUUGGUGUAGAGCACAGAAAGGGACACUUUCUUAACCUACUUAAAAGCUUUGUAAUAGAUCCUGCCAUCCCCCAGUACAUCAGCAGCAGCUGUAAUGAAUCAUUCCUUAGCCUUGGAGAAGAGCUUUCCAAAUAUAUCUCACAUCUGUACAGUUGGCAUCUUAUUUAUGUUCCUUUGUCUCAUGAGGUUAAUUUCCUUGGUGAUUUUGCCUGCUACACAGUAGGCAGGCAGGCCUGAGUCCAUGAUAUAGUUAGAUCAGAGACUGUGAAGAAAGCAUUUUGAAUUUCUUGGAAUUCACUUACAUGUCCUUGACUUUAUGCCCUCGUUUUAUGCCAUGGAACUGGCAAAAACCUAGGGUCAGCCUACAUAUGUACACCAUCAUGUGAUAGACAACAAUCCCAUGACUGCAGACACGGGGAUUGAAUCUCCAACAAGGUAGCCUAUAGCUAUGUAUGUGCUUUUUUUCUUACCAGGAGAGAGCACUAGGUCCAUGAAACUGCCUGUUACUUCCCUCUCCAAGGGAUUUAGUGGGUAGUAGAUACACAGAGAAGUCCCAACAGACACUAGUAACCUGUCUUCUGUUAUGAUGUGUGGGGGAGAGAAUUUAUAUGUGCCUUUUCCUCAAGUAAAUUUGUCUUGUGCUUUCCUCACCCCCCAAUAAUUCCAGUAGUAGCAUAACUUACAAACAUGCCAUGUAUCCACACGAAAGGUAGGUUAAUAUGUCCUACAAAAUGAAUAUGUUCUAAAGUUUUGAUCCAAGAUUAUAAUAUCUACCAUUUUGUUUUAUUUGAGAUUCCUCCCCCUCUCACAAGAACACUUCAUUGCAAAAAAAUUCUUGUCUAAGUCAGAAAACGUUGUGUGAAUAAGCUCUAGUCUUGGCUUGUUGAUGUGCACAAGUAGAGCUGCUUGGAUCUUAAAAUGCCAAUUUAAAAAGAGAGAGUGCAUAGAAGGCCAAUAAAAGGCAAGACAUUUGUGGUCCAAGCUUGUCAUCUGUUUUGUGAAUAUUGCAUUGCAGAGUCUGGAGAAAAGCCAGGCAGAUCCUCUCAUCCCUAUUACAAGGAACUUGCCUGCCUCAGCACUUGUAACAACAACAUCCAUUCUCUUGCUUUCGAUUUUGGUUCAGUGCCAAUGUGACAUAAUGGAAUUGAGAGUGGCAUACUGCCACCGUAGUAUUUUGUUUGGCCAAGGGGUUGGGUUAUAGUUGCUGCUUUCAGAUUAAGGGUAAAAGCUUAUUCAGAAGGUUUAAUUAUGGAGUUAGAGCUCCUAUCUCAACCCUUUCUGAAAUUGGGCUUUUGGAGCAACAAUUCUGCUGAAGAUGAUCUCUGUUAUAACUUGCUCCUGCAACAAAAUGUUUCAGUGUGUAUUAGUUGGUUAUCUUUGUGGUUCCAGCCAGUAUUCUCCAGUGUUCUGUAUGCCAUCCUCUCCAUCGAAACUUAGCAUUAUGUAGCUACUAAGCAUGCUUAGGCCUCAAUAAACUCUCUUGGGUUUUCCCAUUUCUUUCUCUCAUAAAUAUUUCCUCCCAUAGUUCUGUAAACUUUGGGUUGUGCAUGGAUGGUGUCAUUUUGGCUACAUGAGUUGUUACUAUGAUUUUUCUUAAGAUAACCAAAUUCUUAAGGUAAUCACAUUUUAUGUGAUGGUCCCUAACACCAUAAGGCUACGGUGGUACCUCGGGUUACAGACACUUCAGGUUACAGACUCCGCUAACCCAGAAAUAGUACCUCGGGUUAAGAACUUUGCUUCAGGAUGAGAACAGAAAUCGGGUGGCGGCAGCAGGAGGCCCCAUUAGCUAAAGUGGUAUCUCCGGUUAAGAACGGUUUCAGGUUAAGAACGGACCUCCAGAAUGAAUUAAGUUCUUAACCCGAGGCACCACUGUACUAGUAAUCUAUAUAGCAAACAAAAUGAAGCUAGUCAGAGUAUUUCAAAACCAUGCUUUAUCUUGGGGAGCAAGUAGUUUAUUUCAGUACACAACAAACAUUCGCCCACUUAAUUCAUUUAGCCAGCGUGGUGUAGUGGUUAAGAGCAGUGGACUCGUAAUCUGGUGAACUGGGUUUGUGUCUCCGCUCCUCCACAUGCAGCUGCUGGGUGACCUUGGGCUAGUCACACUUCUUGGGCUAGUCACACUUCUUCUCAGCCCCACUCACCCCACAGAGUGUUUGUUGUGGGGGAGGAAGGGAAGGAGAAUGUUAGCCGCUUUGAGACUCCUUCGGGUAGUGAUAACACGGGAUAUCAAAUCCAAACUCCUCCUCCUCUUCUUUCACAUGCUCAAGCUUAAUAUUAUAAGGCAGAUGAUAUAUUUUUGGCAAUAAAUGUUCUCUACUUUCUAUUAACAAUCUCCUUGAUUCAAUUUACUUCUCUUAGCAUAUAUUAAUUAUAAUGCGCUGACUCAAGUAUUUUUGUGGUGAUGGUUGCAGCUCUAGCAGUGAUUGGGUGAGCUGCUUUAAGUGUCACAGAUGUGGUUACAAGAAUCUCUGGUCGCCAUUGAACUACCACCCCAAGCUUGAAUUUCAAACUUUUGUGUGAAAAAUUCAGUAAAAUCUUUGGCUACGGGCUUCUAGACACCCUGCUGUUUUUCUUCAGUUAGAUCUUUAUAUAUUAUGCAGUAUUUGCAAAUACUGUGUAAUCUUUGAGAUCUGUAGGGAAGCUUCAGAAGUCUUCUGACAGCUUUGUAGACUCUUCCUCAUUCAUGUUGUAACCUGCAAAGUGGCCCUGGAUCUACCCUUCCCUAUCCAGAAAAAAGGGAAAAGGAAAUAGCCCACUGCAAACACAGCUUGCAAGCUAAACCCAGCAAACUGUUAUUGUGUAUAACUGGCACCUGGGAGAUAAGGCUUCAGUAACAUGCCUUUAAUUAGAAAGUCAAGUUUUCAAAAGAAAUCCCGGAAAAAGGGAGGGGAGAGAGUGAGCUUUUCAAGUCCUACAAUCAACAGUUCUACUUAAUGUAAAAUCAUGGGAAAUGAAAAGCUAUCAAAAGACUUAAAUAGACAAAAUAGACAAAAGCAUAACGGAAGAGGAAUUAGCUUCUUAAAGCAUCCAUCCUCUAGAAAUUUAAAUAGCCUUUUGCGGGGGGAGGGAGAUAAAGUCUGCGUUUUUCUGAACAGUUUGCAUGCAAAUCCUUACUGAAAUGGAAAUGUGGUUGUGUUUUUCUUUAAAAGAAUGGUUGUAUGAAAUUAUUCUACUUUACAGGAGAGGCAGCUGUCAUGUAACAAGGGAAUGAAUGCACUGAAAGCUAUGUUCCCUUGAUGGAUUGCAUGCUAAAGAACCCACGUUCAUGUCUUGUCUGCUUUAGCUACAAGGAUCAGGUAGCAGCUGGUGGUAAAGACCUUGUGCUUGAGACCCUGGAGAUCCAGUGCCUGUCAGAAUAGACACUAGUUGGACUGAAAACAGUUUCAUAUAUUUGAGGGUUGCCAGAGUCUCGAAGCUACCAGCAUGGGUUUGACCAAACUGCAGGAGGCAGUGGAAGACAGGAGUGCCUGGCGUGCUCUGGUCCAUGGGGUCACAAAGAGUUGGACACAACUAAACAACAAAAGUCUUGAAGGGGUAUGGGAAACCUGCAGCUUUCCAGAUGUUGUUGAGCUAUAACUGCUGUCAUCUCUGACCAUUGACCAAGCUGGCUGUGGUUUAUGGGAACUGGAGUCCAACAACAUUUGAAGGGUCACAGGUUCCUCUACAGCAGGAUUUCCCAAAUUUGGGUCUCCGGCUGCUGUUGGACUAAAACUGCCAUCAUCCAUAACUAGCAGGACCAAUGGUCAGGGGUGAUGGGAAUUGUAGUCUAAAAAGAGGUGGAGACCUAAGUUUGAGAAACCCUGCUCUAGAGCAUGUGUAGCCUACAUGGUGCCCUCCAGAUGUUGUUGGACUCCUAACUACCAUUUUUUCCAACCAGCUUGGUCAGUGGUCAGGGGUUAUGAGAACUGUAGUCCAACCAUAUCUGGAGAGGAGUCUGUGUUGGUGUUUUGUGCUCUAUAGAGUGGUGGGUACAAAAGCUGCAAUCAUGUGCCUACUUCAUUGGGCACAGUUUGCACUGAAGUGUGAUUGAACACAGUGGGAUUUACUUUCAGGUAAGUAUGAUUGCACUCCAAGGCAAGGUCUGUGCUCUGGUAACCUCUAGGUUAGAUUACUACCCAGUUUAUGCUGUGUUGCUUUGAAGAUGGUUUGAAAACUGCAGCUCAUGCAAAAUUUUGUGGCCAGAUUAUUGACUAGGACCAGGCGAUCUGAACAUACAGCUCUAGUUCUGGUCUGUCAGCACUGACUGCCAGUUUGUUUCCAAACCCAGUUCAGAGUGUGGGUUUUGACCUUAUAAAUCUUUACACAGCUUGAGACCCCAAUAUCUCAAGGGCUCGCUCUCUGAGAUUGGCAGUUGGCCCCCUCAAAUAAAUGUUUGGGGGUUGUACCUGACACCAAUAUCUUCUCAGUGCCAGGUGAAGACAUACCGUAUUUUUUGCACCAUAACACUCACUUUUUUCCUCCUAGAAAGUAAGGGGAAAUGUCUGCGCGUGUUAUGGAGGGAAUGCCUAUGGGUGGCAUGCCUACGGAUUUUCCUCCUCUAAAAACUAUGUGCGUGUUAUGGUCAGGUGCGUGUUAUAGAGUGAAAAAUACGGUAUAUUCUGCCAAGCAUUUGGAUAACAAUAAUGGUUGGAUUUUAGUAUCUGCUUUUGAUGUUGGGUGAAGGUGGACAUUUUUGUUUUGAAGGAUGAACAUAUUUAGUUUAUUUGUACUGUGUUAAUUAUCACUCGUAUUCCUGUAUCUAUUUGUGUCACUUUGGUAAUUCCUUUGGUUGUGGGAAGUGUUGAACAAAUACUAAACUAAAAGUAAGGCGGCCAUCAUGCUUGUUUUGGUUCCUUUUCCACCUUUAGUUCAUGGAAAUUCAGCUGUGCUAAUUACUACCAAAAAGUUGAACCAUUUAUUGUAGUUGAAUAAAUUUAAGCGCUUCUUUUUUCAGGUGAGGAGGGAGCUAGGGGAAACCUUCCUUUUUGUUGCAAAAUGAUAUACGUCCAUAACGCCAACCCUAAAAAGAGCCUAUUCCAUACAGAUUUUGGUGGCUACCAUAACAAAGAAUAAAAAAGUUAGGGGUCACUUUUUGUGAAGUUUUAUAGAUUCUACUUAUCCUUAAAAAAAGAAGAAAUCUCUUCUGCUGCUGAAAUCUCUUUCACACUCACUGGUUUUCAUUUUGCAUUUGUGUCUGUUUCCAAUAUAUAGCACAAGCAAUAUUAACACUUGUAUAUGUGAUGCUUUCUUUAGUUUUUCACAUUAACUACAGAACCAGCAAAGCUAACCUUCCUUAGUCAAAUAAGUGCACUGUAUUAUGUUCACCAAAUAAUGUUCACAGAGAGGAGUGAAAGUAAGGCUGAACAUAAGUUGGCAAGUCUGCCUGUUAGAAAUUGCUAACCGUUGCAAUCUAUACACUGCUUCUUUGAUCCAUUGGGAGUUGGCUGCAGUGUUGUACCGCAUACUUUGUGAGAGGAAUGUGAAAAGCUCUCCUGUGGCUUUGAAGGAUAAAGGGGCAGAGUUCAAUACUGGUUGUCACUUUUGAGAAGGCAAUUGACUUUUUCACUUCUUUGUCUGGUAAUGGUGUCAUUGCUGUAGACUCUCUUAUUGUGCUGUCCACUUUCUUUUUUUAGUAAUGCAAAAGCUAUCUUCACAUGGCUAGAAUUGGACUCUCCCCACAAUGGGGCCAUUUUCGUGCCCUUUCUCACCUGCUGUAUACAAGUGGCAUGAUGUUGCUCAAGUAGCAAGUGGGAGGAUAGGUACACUGCAAUUUAGGAUACAGAGAUAGCUUUCACCUGCUUGAUAGCUUUGUUGAUGUCUCAUUACUGAAAAUGUUUUCAAUGAAAAAGUAACUACCCUGUCUCUUUCUUGAGAUAGACUUCAGCUAUUUAUCUUGCUUGGCUAAAUAAGGGUUAGUGUUGAAGGAUUUCUGUCCUGUGUAUAAACAUCUGUGUUUGUUUUAUGCAUUUGUACCCACUUCUCCACUGAAAAGACUCUGAGUGACUUAGGACAGCAAACAAUACAACCCAUCUUCCUAUUAACCUAUCCUUAGUUAAUGUCUUUGACGGCGGACAGGAAGUCUUCACUCUGGUGCAGAAGUCUUCACUCUGGUCCGCCAUCAGAGGGUAAUAACCAGCUGUGCAUGAGUUCAGUAGCGCAGCUGACAAAAGAUCAACUCACUCGUCCAUCCCUAAAAUGCUGUUUCUUUGCCUCUUGUGUGAUAACCUUGCUUUGUUUCCUUAUGCACCUUGUAUGAUGACCUUGCUGUGGAUGAAAAAUGGUUGCCGUAUUUGGGACCGGGAAGGAAUUUGCUUGUAAACCAUUUUGGCCCAUUUGGAAGUUUUGCCUUCCUCAUAGAAAUUGUAACAACUUUUGGUGGAUAAGGCAUUGGGUGGAAUCUUAGUCCAGUUCUGGGUUCAGGGUGAAUUAGCGCAUCACCCCAAUCACAGAUUACCUGUUAAUGGGGUUUAAGUGGAAGUCUCUGUCCCGAAGCCAAGUGAGGUGCAGAUGGGCCAUAAAGCUUUCAACAGCAGCCUGGGAUGGGAGGGGGACCUAAGUUGACCUUCAUUUUGAGGGGGUCCAUAUCCCAGUCAUGACCCUGCUGGAGGUAGGGCCUGCUUCUCAUAUCUUCCUCACAGUUACAUGCUUCAGAUCUCAAUAUGUAGCUAGUCAGUCAAUCAAUCAAUCAAUCAUAACAUGCUUGUUUUAGGUUGUGUAUCUAUGGAAAGCUGAAUCACAUAGUAAUGCUUUCAUAGAUCAUAGAAUUAUAGAGUUAGAAGAGACCCUGAGGAUCAUGUAGUCUAACAGCCUGCAAAGCAGGAAUAUGCAGCUGUUCCAAAUGGGGAUCGAACUUGCAACCUUGGCAGUAUCACCACCAUGCUCUACUCAACUGAGCUAUCCAGGCUUGUGGCAAGUUUGAGAGUUUAACAUAGAUGUAGGCAUAUUUUUUGUGAAACUUCAAUUCAUUUUCCAUUCUUGAUGCAGGAUUAUUUCAACAAAUAAAUUAUUGUCAUUAAUCUUUAGAUAGAAAACAGCCCGAUGUUAGCUUGAAAAUAAUAACUGGCCUCUUAAGAACACAAACAUUUAUACAUGGAAAAAUGCCUAGACCUAACCAAUAGGAGUAGUUGAUGUCUCUAUAUCUGACUACUACAAAUUACAGGGAUGGUAUUUCUACACUGAUUGAGCUCUAAGGCUUGUGUUCUGGCUGUCUGCUCAAGUGGAUCUUUGCUGCGGCAUGUAUACAUACCCAAAAGAGCAGCUGAAAGUGCAAAAAUGAAAUUUUGCUUUCUUGCUAAUGAGCUUGCAACUUGAAAUUUUGAUGAGGUAGAAAAUUAUUUUUUAAAAAGGUAGCAGCUCACUUUCAUUUAGUGACCCUUGAGGGGUGUGUGUGUGUGUGUGUGUGUGUGUAAAAACCACCCCAACCACUUCCGUGAGAUUCUUUUAAUUUGCCUUUUGGGUAUUGACCUUCAGAUGUAAGGUGCAAAAAUGGUUUAAGGACCCUGCAUAUGAAGUUUUAUGCUUCCAAAAAUAUUCCCCUCAAGGUCAAAAUACGCAUUACAAUAUGUCUAGGUAAGGAGAAAGUGCAAUGUAGUGCCUUAAUUGCGUGCGAAAAAAUGUCAGUCGUCAGUCACAGCCUGUCAACAUGUCCUGUACUUUCACUGCAACAUUUACCUAAAAUCUGCAACCUUUUCCUCAUCUUUUGUCUCCGAUGGGACUAACUCUCCAUAAUUUCUGUCAUUUGUUGGUCCUUUCCUUAUAUAUUUCAUUUAUUAAUCUCUUUCCUGGUGUGAUUUAAUGAUAAAAACAUCAGCAAUAAAAACCUCAUAUAAAAAUCCAACUCCAUUGCUCAUAUGGACUGGGGUAAGAAUCUCCACUUCAAAGUAAGAUCUUCAGUAGGCACUGAGAAUAUGAUGAUAAUAUUUAAUGGAAGGGAAUUCCAAAGGAUAGGCACUGCCACACUAAAGGCCCGAUUCCUACAGCAUUUGGAAGCAACCUUCCAAUGUGCUGAUAUUUGCAGGAGGCCCUAUUCUGCAGAGCACAAUAAUGGGUAUAUUUUUAAGGCAUUCUGAUCCCAUGGUGUUGUAUAGGGUUUUAUACUCUAGUACCAGGACCUUGAACUUAGCCUGCUAGCUAGCUGGCAGCCAAUUCAAUUCUUUCAACAGUGGUAUAACAUGCCGAUAUUUUGCCCUAGGUGCAGAUUCCAGGCCAACUUUGCAGGCAGCCACACAUCGAGUGCAUUGCAGUAAUCCAUUCUGGAGGUUACUGGUGCACGAACAACUGUGGUCAGGUCAUCCCAGUCCAGAAAUGGCCAUAGCUGUCUUACCAGCUUGUUUUUAAUUAGUCCCAACUUGCUUGAAUUGCACACCCUUUCUACCGUAAAUAUCCUUUGAAGGUUAUUCUUUUGCUAAUUCGGCAAGUUAAUCAUACUGCUUUGGGGAAGUUUCCUUGAGAACAAAUCUUUCCUUCUGUGUUGUGAAAAAACAGAUUGUACUCUGGAUGCAUCCUAAUCGGGCCACAGAGAGUUGGGGCAGAUCAGCCUGCUCUGGCAAAUAGACUCUGCUUGCCCCAGGCAAUAAAAUCCAUCCAAAGAUAAUUAUAGCCCUGAGGAGGAGAGUGCCCUGGAUGAUUAUUUGUCAUAGGCAUUUCCAGUUCUUUUAGCAUAUGUCCUUGGGAGAAAACUCUUUUCUGAUAAUAAAAAAACAGCACUCUGUUAAUCAAGUAGCUUUGAAGUGAAAGCUAUUUGUUGUUGUUUUUAAGAAAAGAGUCCCCUGUUUAUUUCUUAGCUGAAGCUUUUAUUCCGCAUAAGAGGCAAGAGGUAACUCUGUUGGUCAGAAUUCAGAUGCUCUCCUUACCAUGUUACACUUGCUCUGUGCAUUAAAUUUGUAUGCAAGCUGAUGGUUUAAGAUUUGAGCCUGCUUGGUUUUGGUACUAGUCACGUGCAUCCUCUAGGGGCAGUUAAGGGAGAGGAAGCAUAUGCAUUUAUCCUGUACCAGCAAAUGAGGUGUGCAAUGUGGCUUUAAGUGUUUACUUUUUUUAAGUGGCUUGGCUAGGUACAAAACACCCUAAAUGUGCACUGAAAGCAAAGUCACUGGAAGAAUACAACAUUGUCAUUCCUGCAUUGGCAUUUCUUCAGGAUACAAUCCAAGGGGCUGUCAAAGUCUCUACAGAAUGGGAUGUGCUAGCAUGAAAACCCUUCUGGGAACACUGUUUUGGCAAAAAAACUGUCCAUGCUAAAUCCUUUUCUAUUUCACUUUUUAAUGAACCCCUUGUACAAUUAUUAGUCGCUAUUUAGUUGUAAGGACCAUAAAGAAGGCUGAUCACUGAAGAAUUGAUGCUUUUAAAUUAUGGUGCUGGAGGAGACUCUUGAGAGUCUCAUGGACUGCAAGAAGAUCAAACCUCUCCAUUCUUAAGGAAAUCAGCCCUGAGUGCUCACUGGAAGGACAGAUCCUGAAGCUGAGACUCCAAUACUUUGGCCACCUCAUGAGAAGAGAAGACUCCCUGGAAAAGACCCUGAUGUUGGGAAAGGUUGAGGGCACAAGGAGAAGUGGACGACAGAGGACGAGAUGGUUGGAUAGUGUUCUCGAAGCUACCAGCAUGAGUUUGACUAAACUGCAGGAGGCAGUGGAAGACAGGAGUGCUUGGCGUGCUCUGGUCCAUGGGGUCACGAAGAGUCGGAAACGACUAAACAACAACAAAAAAUUUAGUUGUAAAUACUAUCAGAUAUUGUUUCCUGUUGGACACUGAACCUAAUUCAAAGUUGACGAGGAAAGUGGGUCUAAACUGCAGAUGGAACUUGUUUAUUUCCCUUGCCCCUUUUCUCUUAAACAGAAACUGAUUAUAUUUUUUCAGCUCUCAAUAUCUGGAGCCAGUUAUGUAAAUUUGCAUUUAUUCUUUUUUCAAACUCUGUAAACCUUUUACAGAUCCUUGUAUGGCUUGUAAUCCCCCCCCCCCCAGUUUAUAAAUAAUUGAAAAUAAACUCAUUCUGGACUCCCAUUUUCUUCCCCACCAGCUAUUGAAUGAAAUCAGGCUUACUAUGUUUUUUUUCUUAAUAGCAUAUGCAUCUCACCCUUCUUCCAAGAAGCACUGGGCUGGAUAUAGCAGUAAAUGGUUUAUUUUUCCACAGAUGGGCACAAACAUGUAAGGUAAAAGAACUAAGGCAACAUCAUGUUAGGAAAACUACCCAAUAGAUAGAGAGCAUUAAGCUAAUUUUUUAAUGAGGAGACUUUUUUUUAAAGGUUAUUUGGUGCUACACUCCAGUGAAAUUCUAACAUUGGGAAUUUGGUAAAUGUUCCUCUCUGUGCCCACUUUACAAAUAAACUGUCAUUUAGAAAAUUAUUUCCUCCUGUGCUAAGAGCUAUAUAAUUAUAUUUUCUUACACAGUAUAAAAGAUGAGCAGUGGCACAUCUAAAGAAGGUAAUUACUGCAAUUACGUUGCUAAUGGACACGGAUCUGUCAUACAGAAUUUGCUCUGGUCUCUGCGAUGGGUUCGUGAUAGUCUAAUAUGCUCUAAAUGUGUGUCUCUAAAGCACAAUAAAUUUAGUUUUGCAGGAAAGGAGUAGCAUCAGAUUUGCAGUGGACUGCAAUUAGCUAUUCAUCUGGGCUGAUUAAAAUGCAUGAUGGGUACAACAUGCAACCAUGUCAAAACACAUUAAAACCAUAUCAGAUUUCAGUUUCAGAUUUCGCUUGAUGUGCCUUCAAACUAGCACAAAAAACCUUGCAGACUUAAUAACAAAAAAUAUAGUAUUGCUCAAAAAGCGGGUGUAUUUUUAGGCUGAUAUUGAUGCAGCACACAGAUGCUUUGAAACCUAUUCAUCACUAUUCUUAGCAUUUGGUUAUGCAGUAAAUAAUACUCCCUUUCCCCAAGGAGGUUCUGGUAUGAAAUGUGACUAUAAACAUUUCCAUAAUUUGAGAAGUUUACUGACAGCAAUGGGGACGGGCAGAGUCUAGUGGAUAACAUUGGAACAUAGGAAGCUGCCUUAUACUGACCAUUAUUCCAUCUACCUCUGUAUUGUGGAUGUUGGCAGAGGUUCUAUAAGAUUUCAGACAGAAUUCUAUCUCAGCCCUGCCUGGUGAUGCCAGGGAUUAAAUCUGGGACUGUCGCUAUACAGUGUAGAUGCUCUAUCACUGUGCUUUGGCCCUUCCCAAAACAUUUUCAUGUGCUGUCCAGUUUUUAGUGGUAGAACUCUUCCCGAGUUUCUCUUCAUUUAAGAAAACACAUUUGGUGUGUUGUGUCUCAGUUACUCUUUUUCAAGUUAGAAAAUUGGAAAAGAAAAGGAGGGGCGAAACAAAACAGAACUCUGCCAGUUUAGGGUAUUGACCCACCUGUACUCAGUUGAUGUCCAGCAUCACAACUGAGGAAAUGAGAUUAAAGAGCCAAGUUGCACACACACCACACUGGUAAGAUUUCAGGGCUCCCCACAGGGAAAGCUGACUUGCACCUGGAAAAUAAAACAAUUGGGUGCAAGGCACGUGUCUUAAAUGUCAUGCAGGCCUGCUAGAAUUCCUGAGCCAAGUAUUUCCCAGUGAAAUAAAGUGCUUGCUAAAUAGAACUCAUCAGAGAACUAGAAGACUUGGUGAUGCCCCUUUUCUGUAAUAGCACAGAUAAAAAAUUGCAUGGCUUAGGGAAGGAAACGUUUGCCUGAAGCUGCUAAAAUGCCCUUUCAUGUGAGAAAAAAAUGAUACUAGUCUUGCAUAUGCAUUUGUGAUAAUUGACUAAAUGAAAUAUGCUGGCUGCACAGUUUGGAAGGAGGGACUUCCCUUUCAGGAGCUGAACUUACACUAUCAUCAUAGCCUUACAUUAUUUGGACACUAUUUUUCCUUGGUAAACCAUCUCCAGAGUGGCUCCUGACAUUAUAAAAAUGUGUAUAAUAAAAGCAUUACAUUUUAAGUUAAUGCACUGACAGUUACGUAGGUUAGCAUUUAAAUUGGCAUACAAAUAUGGGAUGUUUUGAUUAAGCUACUAAUAUUAAUAAGCAUACACCCAGAUUAAACAAACCCACCAGUAAUUAAUAAACCUUAGCAAUAGAAAAACAGCCCCUGAAAAGGACUCUGCCCUGAUAGUCAUCAGGACAACCUUCCCUAACCUGGUGCCCUCCCAGUGUUUUGAAUUAAAAUACCCAUUAGCUCCAGCCAUCAUGGCCAGCCAUCGUUGCCUGAAAUUUCUGAAGGGCAUCAAGUUGGGGGGAGCUGUUCUUGGACCUUUCAGCAACAGAAACAGUCUUUGUAGCUAGAGCAGGUCAGAGCCCUGCUUUCUUGGGCACAGAUAGCGAUCAGGGACAAAGGCUUCAAGGACUCGCACUGUUCCUGUGCACUGGGCUUGCACUAUUGGGUUAUAAAUAAUAGUUUUCUCAGUGUUUGUCAUUAUUAAUCUUAAGGGGAUUUCAGCUUGGAUGGUUUUCAUAUGUCUAGUGCUGUAUGGUUCAUUCCUACCUAGAGGGUCUUUUCACUGGAAAGAUGUCAUUAAUAUUGGAAUUUUGACGUUUGGUUGGCAGUGGGGGAGAUGCUUUACUCUGGAGAAAUCAGUUUCUUAAAAAGAAUUUGCAGUCGAACUUACAAAUCACUACGUGUAUAUACUUGACUUCAGUUGACUUUUAGUGGAUUUGUACAUAUCUUGAAGAUGAAAUGGUCUCUGGAAUUUUUUGUACACAGUUCCCCUUAUCACAUUUGCAGUACAUGUGGGUUAUUUAGUUUGUAGAACAUGAGACUCUUAAUCUCAGGAUUGUGGAGUUGAGCCCCCUGUUGGGCAAAAGAUUCCUGCAUUGCAGCGGUUUGGACUGGAUGACCCUUGUGGUCCCAAUUCUAUGAUUCUGUUCUAUGAUUCUGUGCACAGAGGAGUCAUUCUGUAGGAAAAUACACUUAUAUGGCACAUCAUUUAAAAGCUGCUUUUGGUGAGAGGAGCCAAUUGGAACAUAUUACUUUGCAUGUAUAUGUUUUGGGGGGGCACUCCUUAAAAAAACCCUACUGUUAUUGUGUCUAGUAUGUAAGAAUCCAUCCUUUGUUCCAUUUAAACCUAUGAGACUACAUUGAUUUUACUCUCUGUACUCUUUACCUGUGAUGUGAAUGUGAGGUGUUUGGAAUGGCCCAAGAGAUCUUCAGUGUUUUAUAGACUGAUGCCUGCCUUGGAAGGGUCAUGGUUAUGAGAGCUUGCUUUCUGAAAUAUUUCAUGUGGAAGUGUUAAAGGGGAAAGUUAAAAUGGCUGUGGCUGGAAUUUAUGAGGCACAAUUAAAGACAUGGGUUGUCAAAGCUGUGAUCCAAACAUGAACAUUAAUCCAUUUUGCCCAUAAAGUUUGUAGAUGCCAAGUAAUGCAGAGGGAGCUAUAACUGGGAAGGAUAUAAAAUGAGAUUUCUAACAGAAUAUUCUGAACAUGUGACUAUUCCAAGAAUGGCAUGGUUCACACAUAAUUUAUUAAACCAUGGCUUAGUGUUGUGUGUGAACCCUGCCCAGCAGAUUAAUUAUGACUUGUUUACUGACAACAAGCCACAGUCUGAAGCCAUGGUUUGUUCUUGGCUUAUUAACCUUGCUUUCUUUUAACUUUUAACCUUAGUGUUAGGUGCAAACCCAGCAUCCUUCCUCAACCCUGUGGUUUGCUUGGCUACUCCAGACUCUCACCAAGGUAUACAGGUAUGAGGCAAGUGUAGCUACAAAAGAAAAUAAACCAUGCUUUUAUUUGAUAUUCUGUGGGGCGGCUCAUGUUUAACUUAGAAUCUGUUAAACAAACCAUGGCUUAGAUUUGCCAUGAAUUAAUGUUAACCAUUAUGGAGGAAAUCAAAAGAACUGCAUUACUAAAUACCUUGAAGGUCCAUUAUUGUAGUUCUCCCUAAGAAAGCCUGUUCUAUGAUUCUGUGAAGAGAGGUGUCAUUCUGAAGAAUCUAGGCAUUCAGAAAAAUUCAGUCCUAGUUAAACACAAUGAAAUUGUCAACAGAGGCUGCUUUUGUUGCUCUUAUUUGUAUCUGAGUUGUUAUGGUUGUUACUCUCUGAAGUAACUUUGUUUCUGUUCUGAAAAUGAAACUACAGUAUGCAAAUACAUGGAACUCCAAGUCAUAUCCUGUUAUAACUAUUCAAUGUAGUGUCAGUGUGGUAGAGAUUAGGCUGUUUUGUGCUAAGCAUUUUCUGUGGAAAAAAACCAUACCUUGUUCACUCAUGUUUUACAUGGCACUUACACAACAUUGUGAAGAAAACAUCCUCUGCAUGUUUUAUCCGUUCAGUUUCCUUCCCCCUACCUCCCAGCUCAGAAAAUCCUAACUUUUUUAAAUUCAGUGAAAUUACUGCAAUUUUCUAAGGAAUGCUGCCAUUCAUGCUGUUCUGUCCAGUAGUGACCUGGGCAUAUUGCUAUUGCCAUUUUCUCUUCUGUGCUCCAUUUCUCCACUCUAGCAAGCAACUUUACCCUUUCCAAACAAAAUGGAGCGCAGUGAUGGGGGGAAAGGCGAAUUUAAGGCUUCCACAUACACAGUGGUUCUAUUGAAAAUCUCCUUCAUCCUGUUGAGGGAGCUGACUGCCCGCUUGGCUAGAGAGUGUCAGAAGUCUGGAAGCAGAAUUUCUAUUCCUCAUCCAGGUAAAAGCAGGCCAGCACCAAUUGGGUGUUGCUAAAUUGUCCAUGUUUGGAAGUACCAUUGAAGUGAAGGGAUGCAGGUUAAAAUAUCCACUAUGUAACCUUGGUUCAGCCAAUAUCUCUGAGCUUAACUUACCUCAUAGGGGUCUUGAGAAGAAAGAGGGGACAAUGUAUACUGCUUUGACCUCUGUGGAAGAAGGGUAGAAUAAAACUUUAAUAAAAUGUAAUGUGUGGCAUAUAUGUGUGUCCCCUGCCUUUUUGGUCCCAGAAUGCAAUCGACUGGGAUGCGGAGCGAAAGAGUCAUUACUAAAUCUAAGCCCUUCUCUCUCGCCCUUUGGCUCUCACAGUGCAUAGCUUAAGCUUGAUGAAAUAUUUCAUGCACAGAUAGAUUUUUUCUCUGUGGUGGUUCUUAAAUAAUUUUAACUGUGACAUAGUGUUCAGUCUUUCUCUCAGGGUUUACUCCCAAAGCCUCUCUCGUGAAUGAGUGUAACCGCAAGGCAGAGAAGUAGAGGAUCAAAUUUUUCCUUCUCCUAGAUCUUGUAAUUGGACCGUUGCCCCAAUAAUCUCUUGGCCUUUUACCUUAAAGUAUAGACUUAUCUUGUUGACUCCAAAGUGUCUUGGUUUUACUUCUCAUGCGAUCCCUCUAUCAAAAUUAUAUGGCCACAUUUACUGCCACUGUGCAGCAUUAAAAACGUAAUGUAUUUUGAUGUAGCUUAAUAGGAAAAGCAUUUUUUCAAUUUAGUCUGAGCAAUCACAGGAGAAGAAAUGCAUUUUCCAUUAAUUUUUUUCGUGUCCCUAAUUGCCCCUCUGUGGCAUUAUUAUGAAGGACCCCUAGUGUAAUGAUGAUGAGGCAGAGGCAACACUUCAGUUAUUUUGGGAAAUGCAGUCCAUUUUCUCACUGUAAGUAUAAUUGCAAUUUCGGUUUUAUCAUUUAUCAUAUGUACAUUAACAGUAUACUCAAACAUAAAUUAAUAUGCAGUUUAGCACCAGGUUAAUGGGAGUGCAAAAUCAAAAACUUUCAGAAGGCUUGUUGCAAAACCUUCUGGUUCUUAAAUAUUCAAAAUAUUACAAAUAAUGCUGAAAAUAUUUUCUCCCUUCUCCAGGUAGGGUAGGAUGCCAAAAAUGUUUCUUGCAUAAACUACACUGAAAUGAAGCAGAAUUGUGCAAGAAUCAAGCUAUGAUACUUUCAUCAGGGCAUUUUCAAGAUUAAAUGUGGAUUAAAUUUGUACCUUGGUGUUCCCCCAGGGAGCUUUGCCUUCCUAAUUAUAUUGGAAUGCGGGUGGCGCUGUGGGUUAAACCACAGAGCCUAGGACUUGCUGAUCAGAAGGUUGGUGGUUUGAAUCCCCGCAACGGGGUUUGCUCCCAUUGUUCAGUCCCAGCUCCUGCCAACCUAGCAGUUCGAAAGCACGCAGUGCAAGUAGGUAAAUAGGUACCGCUCCAGCGGGAAGGUAAACGGUGUUCGCCAGAAGCGGCUUAGUCAUCGUGGCCACAUGACCCAGACGCUGUACGCCGGCUCCCUUGGCCAGUAAAGCGAGAUGAGCGCCGCAACCCCAGAGUCGUCCACAACUGGACUUGAUGGUCAGGGGUCCCUUUACCUUUACCUAAUACAGUGGUACCUCAGGUUACAUACGCUUCAGGUUACAUACACUUCAGGUUACAGACACCGCUAACCCAGAAAUAGUGCUUUAGGUUAAGAACUUUGCUUCAGGAUGAGAACAGAAAUCGUGCUCCGGUGGCGCAGCGACAGCAGGAGGCCCCAUUAGCUAAAGUGGUGCUUCAGGCUAAGUACAGUUUCAGGUUAAGUACGGACCUCCGGAACAAAUUAAGUACUUAACCUGAGGUACCACUGUACAUUGUAUUUGGCUAAAUAAGUAGAGAGAGUAGCUUGUUGAUCAAGUUCUUCUCUGAGUACAGGUUUAUGCUUGACCUUUCCACACCAUUGUGGCCUAGCACGUUAGCCACAAGUGUAGUCAUUGUUGAGUGUGGCCAUCACUGAGUAUCUGAGCAGCUUCUGUUGACAGAAAUGUUGACAACAUAUGUUCAUAUUCACAGCCAAUAGAUCCUCCUCACACACACGUCUUUUUGACACUUUUGUAGAUGGCCAAACAAAUAGGAAUAAACUUCCUUUCCUGUUCAGUAAGACUCUUAUACUACCCUUAGCUUGUUUUCGGAACUGAAAAUGCUGCUUCAACUGUAAUGUUAAUCAACUUAAUGCUUAAGUGUGUUCUGGCAAGAAUGAAAUACAGUACAGAUGCUUCGUAUCAGCAAUGCAUAAUCUCAAUAAGCAGCCAAAUGAGUAAACAUUCACCAAGGGCUUUUGGCGAGCUGUGUAAUUUAAACACUUGCUCAAUUAAAGAAGUGGAUUUAGGAAUUUUUUUGCCACCACUAGUAGAAAAGUUGUCAAAUGAUCUUACAGUAUUUUGCUUUGUAUUCUCAAUGGUCUUAAAUUAGAGAGUUCUGCACUUUCUGUGGUUCUUCAGUAGUUGUUUGCUUCCCAAGACUGUCACUGGCUUGUUUUGGGUUGUUUCCUGGAGGUUUUAUAAUGCUUGAAAAGGUAUAGGCAAUGCAAAGAUCUAUUUAACUUAUGUCAAAAGUUAAGCGGUUGCAGUAUAAGGAGUCAGCAAUUAAUGCCAUGAAAUGCUUCUUUUUAAAAUUCCACACUGAGGUUUUAUUCUUUACAAUCUAAAGAAAACUUAACAGUGCAUGAAAACCAAGUGCUGUAUCACUUCCCUUCAUUGGUGUGUUUGUGUGCCAAAAAAGAAAAAAACAGAUGGCAAAUAAAACUAGUCUAGUUUGAUCAUUGUGCCCUCUUUCUCAUGCUGGGCCAACUACUGGAACAUCUAAUGUGAAAUGUAGCAUAACUUUCAUGUAGUACAUUGUUGUCUUUUCCACUGUGUAAUAGUGUAACUUAAGUAAUGGAAAGGAACAGAUGCUAAAGAUCAUCUUGUCUGUUCUGGUUAAAUGUGCAACUGGUAAGUCAGUAGGAGCUAAACUGGUUUAUGCCAGUUGGAGUUAUUAUUAAGAUAUGUCAGAUGCAUAAGCUAAGUAGAGUUAGAGAAUCUGAAGGCAGCCCUGUUUAGGGAAGCUUUUAAUGUUUGAUGUAUUACAGUAUUUUAAUAUUUUUUUGGAAGCCGCCCAGAGUGGCUGGGGAAGCCCAGCCAGAUGGGUGGGGUAUAAAUAAAUUAUUAUUAUUAUUAUUAUUAUUAUUAUUAUUAUUAUUAUUUAUUAAUCUGAGGCUAAGUUGUAAUGUAUAGAGCAAUACAUUUCUUACUGAAGAAAUUAAAAAAAAAAUUGGCAAUUUGAAAGUAUGCCUUAUGGUACUAAACUGUCUGUGGCGAUUCCUACCUGUAAUGUGUAUGGGUUGCUCGUGCGUAAGUUGCCGCCUCUCCAGGCUUUGUUGCCUUGCUAAACCUUUCAGUCUGGGCAGCCCUUCACUUUGUGGCUGCCUCAGUCGCUAGCAGAAUCCGUCAGUGGGCGUUUCUUAAAUCUUUUCCAACAUAAAAGUUGUUUGACACCCAGUCUCCUCCUACUCUCUCUGCGCGGAAGUCUUCUGCGCAGGGUGGGCGUGGGUAGCGGGGACCCGUGCUCUCCCCGCUGGUGUCCGGUGAAGAGUCCUGGAGCCCUCGCGCCGAUUCCCCAUCAGCCCCUCUUUAUCCCUGGUGUUGCGCUGAUUUGCUUCCCCAUCUGCGGAGCUGCCUCUCUCCCUGCUGGGCCCUUCUCCAGCAUCAUUUGAGAGCCUUCCCUCCGCUUCUAGCUCCGAUGUCAGUUCCCUGACACUACCAAAAACAGAAGUUAUCACUGUACACAAAAAAAAACCGCAAUGAAAAACAGCUGGCGUUUUACAGUAGCUCCUUUUUAAUCAAUAUUAUUAAUAAGAACAUAUUUGAUACUGAAAUAUGAGAGUUUAGAUACCAAGUUUAUUUCAGAGUCCAAUGAAACACGAAGGUUUGGAUCCUAAGAAUUGUGAGAUGGGUGUUUGGCAUGCAGAACGGGGCUUUGCUCCUGGCUGCCUCCUUUCUGCCACAGUCCCCCGUGCACCCUUUAAAGCUGUGGAAAAGUGGGCAAAGGAUUUGGGACAUAAUAUUCCACUGAGUCAUGUGAAAGAUUGUGGAGAGAGGAUUUAAAAUUUACGGCUUGUAGUUCACUUAAAGAAAAUUAUAUGAAAAUGAUGUACCAAUGGUAUUUGACACCAGUUAAACUUGAAGAAAUGUCUAAAAACUCUCCUAAAAUGUGUUGGAAAUGUAAAGAUAAAGAAGCUUUUUUUUCCAUAUGUGGUGGGUUUGCAAAAAAGCAAAGGGCUACUGGGAAAUGAUAUAUAAUGAACUUAAAAAAAAUGUUUAAGAUAACGUUUAUUUAAAAAAAAAACAGAAGCCUUUUCGGUUGGAAUAAUAAGUGAUGAAUUGCCAAGUAAGCUAAGGAGAUUGUUUACCUAUGUAUGCUGCUACAGCCGCUAGAAUGUUAUUUGCCCAGAAAUGGAAAGAAGAGGUCCCAAUGAAAGAAGAAUGCAUAAUGAAAAUGAUAGACAAUGCUGAAAUGGCUGAACUUACCGUGAAGAUCAGGCAUCAAGAUGAGAAGAAAUUCAGUGAAGAAUGGGAAAAAUUAUAGACUUAUUUUAAGGAAAACUGUAAGCAUGUUAAAACAUUAGCAGGAUUGAUGUAACAUUUAUGAUGUAAUUCUAUAAUUAGGUUUUAAAAUAUUUGGAAAUUAAAUGGAAAAAGUAAUUAUAUUCAAGGAAAUUUUUUGGAAAACGGGGGUGGGAAGUCAAAUAUGGUGUUAUUAUGAAUGGAAAAUUGUUGUUAUAUUGCAAAAUUUUAAAAUAAAAUAUUUAAAGCUGUGGAAAACUGUGAACUUCUCUUUGCAUGUCUCGGAGUGCUUUCUGCUUGCAGAUCUGCCCUUUUGGAUCCAAGCCAUGCCUUCAGGCAAUCUGCUGCUCCUUAAUUCUGAUCACUGGAAGUAUAUUGAAGGAGCAACAUCAAUCUUGAUAAUAAAACGAUUUACUUAAAGGACUCCUGCUUGAAAGGAAGCAUACACUCAAGGCAGGUCAGGAUGGAGAACCUGUUUUGCUACAAUGGCUGGGCCAUAAAUUGCUUCUUGUGACGCUCUCAAAAGCGAUGCUCAAUUGGUGAAUGAAUUUGUCUGGACUUUCCUAAUGUGUGUUCCCGUCACUUUUAUAUACAGUGGUGCCCCGCAAGACGAAUGCCUCGCAAGACGGAAAACCCGCUAGACGAAAGGGUUUUCCGUUUUGGAGGUGCUUCGCAAAACGAAUUUCCUAUGUGCUUGCUUCGCAAGAUGAAAAUGUUCCUGCGGGGUUUUCCCGCCCCCUUUUUCCCAAGCCGCUAAACCGCUUAUCAGCUGAUGGCUAAGCCGCUUAACAGCUGAUGCUAAGCCGCUUAUCAGCUGAUCAUUAAGCCGCUUAUCAGCUUAUCGUUAAGCCGCUUAUCAGCUGAUCCACUAAGCCCGCUAAGCCGCUAAUACUGUAGCACUAAUCCGCUAAUGGGCUUGCUUCGCAAGACGAAAAAACCCGCAAGACGAAGAGACUCGCGGAACGGAUUCUUUUCGUCUUGCGAGGCACCACUGUAAUAACAUGGACAUUUCAGAUACAAACUGUACCCACUUCUAACUAAUAAAGUAGCAACUAUAUGUGCCUCUUCCUCCCCUCUCCCCCCAUAUGUACAGAAUGGAACGCAUACUAAAGAGCUAACGCUAAUAAUGAUUCUUGAAUUCUUCAUAUUGUAUUAAUUGGCCCCAAAUUGGAAACUUCCUAGCUAAGAGCAGGGUGAUCAUUUAGCAUUUGAUAAUUCGCCUUUUGCCAUGAGAAUGCCUUUCAUAUUGCCUUCAUAAGAAUUGUAAGAUGUUUCUUACGAGGGCAUUGCUGCGGCAUUACAACAUUAAUUACAGAACAGAGAUGACUGAAGGCUAUACAUCAUUCCUUUUUAUGUUGAAUAAUGUUGGAGAACUCUUACUGAUUACUUGGAAAUUGCCCGUGUCCUCCUGCCAAAAGAGUUUCAAAAUGGCAGAUGUGGGAAUUCAGCCAUUAAUCAGAUGCUGAAAGCCCUGGGCUGUAAUUUGGUGGGAAAAAAUCAUAUAUAAUGUAAUGAUGGGCUUGACUGCUGGUGAGCUUAGCUUGCUUCUGCUGUAAAAUGCAAAAAAGCUGGAUAGUGGUAAUAUUUAAGCUCUAAUUAUAAUUAUUCCAUGUGGAGCCUUUCAACUGCUACCCUUUUUAUGGUCAUGUAUCAUUUAUGUGCCCUUUAAUCAUUCACUUCAAUCUUUAAUCUUUUAAAAGUAUAGACUUGGCCAUGUUAGAAUCAAUAGUACGUAAAUCAGGAUUUUUUAAAAUGACUAUUUUUAUUCAAAGAAUUUCAAAUAUGCAGAUAACAACCAUAGUAAUCAACAUUAACAAUUCAUAGCACAACUGUUGCAAUAACUGUACCAUGUUAAGUUAAACAUGUUGACUUAAAGGGUCUCGGCAAAAAUCACUAGGAGUUGAUGGAAGAAUUAUAGUGUGGCUAGAUUUAGUCACAUUAUUUAAAUUGGAAUUGUUUCAUGUAAACCUAAACAUUACUCUAUGAAGCCUUGUAUCAUAGAAGGAUGGAUAACAACUCUUCCAAACACAUGCUACCAACAUUAUUAUUAUUAUCUUAUUAAUAUCCUGCCCAUCUAGCUGGGUUUCCCCAGCCACCCUGUACUGUUUACAGCACAUAAAAACAUAUGCAUAUGCAACUCACUAGAAAGAAUAUUUUAAGUUGUAUGUGUGAGAUGUCCAUAUCAGGGGUAGACAACUUCUAGCCUAUGGGCCAGUCUUGUCCUGCGAGGGCAUUGUGUCCCCAAAACAUGGUCACCUGUCAAUGAGCUGAUGUUGCUGGUUAACAUCAGCUGAUGAGCAGGUGGUAGGGUUCAAUUCUGCAUUGGGUGUGGGAUGUGCCACCUCUGCUAAUCUCAGUCCAGGUUGGCUAAUACAAGGAAAGUUGUUCCAUUAGAUACUUGGUUGCCAAGCCAUUUAGGGCUUUGUGUAUCAGCAUUAGUAUCUUAAUUUGGGUCUGGUUGUGUUUAACAUGAUUGCACACAGCAUUCUCACAACCACAGUCUGCACAAGCUGUAGGAUAGACUGUCUUCAAUGGUAGCCUUAUGUAGAGAGUCUUACAGUAAUUAAGAUGCAAGGUUACUAGAGCAUGUGAAAUUAUAUAAAAUACUUGCAAGGUUGAGCAGAAUCAAGAGCAGAGGUGGCCACUUUUGUGGCAGGGAAAUGGGUAUCAUUGCAGUAUCUUUGUAUAAACCAGCAGAAGAGCAGAAAAAUAACUCUUCCUAAACACAUCUGUUUAAUUGAGUUAUUCGUGGCUGUAUGUAACUUGCAGCCAAACAGCAGCUGGUAUAGAUGUAGUUAUCUCUCUGGACAUUUUUGUCUGUUUUGAUUCAUGUUUGCUCUAGUCUGUGACUCUCAACUUCCAUCUGCUACUACCCUAUAUUAUUAACAGGUAGUAGCAGAUGGAAGUUGAAAGGCUACUGUAAAAGUCUGAUCAAUCAGUGCAGUCUUACAAAUCUGAAUGCAGAAUGAGAUUUUCCCCUUUCUGGGUGAUAAGCACAAAUUCCUUUAUAAGGUACACAGGAAAUUGAAUGAGAAAUGAGCAGUAAGCCAUCUUAUACUUUCCCAUUCCCCUUGGAGAAUAUUUGAUCUUAUCAGUGUAGAUGCUGUACAAUGGUUUCUCUGUGUCUGUAAUAAUUUGUUACCUAAGUUACACUUGAGUUGCUGUAAUGAAAAAUGAUGAACUGUGUGUGCUAGAGAAUCAUCAGGCUUGCAGAAUGCUGAAAGACUGGGGCUGCCUUAAAACCUUGUUGUCCAAAGUAUGUUGCAUAUAUUAUUGCUAUUAUUUAUUUACUGAGAAAAUGUCUUCGCUGCCUCACAGCCUCCAAGGGGCCAUAUGAAGAAGCUUCCAUAAUUUAAAACACAAAUACAGUAAAUGCUAAAUAAAAAAACCAAACAAUCUCAAAUUAAGUGAAAUUUAACACAGAGGGUCCAUAAAAUGAUUGAGUCAUUUUAAAGUAUAGUGCCAAUUCACUAUCUUUGAAUAUUACAUCAUUGUUCAUAUAUAAAUACUGACUAGUUCUACUUUAAUGCUUACUUUUUGACCUACUUCUCUGGAAGUGUUAGCAGAUUUUUGUCAGCUUUGUAUUAUAAGGCUUGCCAGCCAAAUAUAGAGGUUCUUAGGAUUCUGUGCUCCUGUAAAAGGCACUCCAUAAAAUGGCCAAACCAUGUCAUCUUUUAUAGCUGUCAUGCAGUACUUGCAUUAAACUUGAUAUAAUGAAUUUCUUUUUGCAUUCCCAUCCCUCAUUCCAAAAGAAAAGUGCUUGCUAAGGGACAGAUAUUAUGGUUUCUGCUAUCAUACAGGCUUUCCUAGGACUGAAAAGUAUAAUGAAUUGAUACCCCUGUCUUCCCUCCUUUCUAGACCUCCUCCCAUCUUAAAUUACUCCCAAGUGCAAUAAUACCCUACUGGAUAAGUUAUGAAGAAGAUAGCUGUAUUUUUUAUGUUUAAGAUUUCCUCUGUGUGUGAAUAUGAAGACAUUUUCUACAUAAUCAACUAGCUAUGAGCAGGUGUGCAUUCAUCCAUCAUUAGAAUGUUUUGUUAAGUAUAAUGGAAAGGUAACUAUUUUUCUAGUUCAUAUAAUACAAAUUAGGGUAGAGGCAAAUAUAUAUUUUUAGUCACAAUAUUCCUCACCCCCCCCACACACAUUUAGCAUAAACAGUUGAUGUGGUUAUUAUCACUUCAUUCCUCUAACGGCUAUAAUUGCUUCCUUUUCUGGCCUUCCCGUCCAGAAAAGGCAGUGAUAAUUAAGAAAUAAAUUCACUGUGUGGUUGUGCUAAUAGUGAAAGUAGCCUUGUGGCCACUUAACCAGCCCAAACUCCCAAAUCUACUGACUCCUCUACCAGUGGAGAAGAACCAAGACACCUAUGUGAGGAACUGGAAGAAAUGUAGCUCUGUCGUAGGAUGUGAUUAUAAACAUCAUGUGGUGUGGUCUGGAUGGGAGCAGGAAAGAUGUAUGAUUAUUAUUCAUUAAUUAAAUUUAUUGGUCACUUUUUCUUGUCAAAGGCAAGUCGAAACAACUUACAACCGGAUAAACAAAGUCCCACUUGUAGAUGUAUAUAUGUGUAGUUCAGGACUUCACUUGCAAUCUAACGAGUUCAGGGAUUGUAGUUUCGUUUGCAGCUGCUUCCCACUACAUCCCACUUCAUAAAUUAAUGCACUCAUCUCAAUAUUAUGAGAAUGAGGCUUCCUGUAGAAACAAUAAAAUCCAGAGGCAUAUGUUAUGAAUACUACCUGUGCAGGAGAGUGAGCCGUUGUGGUGAUUUUCAGCUUAUCAAUUUUAAAGCAGUAAUGAUUCUUUGUUUCUCCAAUACUAUUUCAUAUGAUAAUCCUUCCCUCCAUUCAAAAGAUGAAAUGGUUGUACUCUAUCGCUCAAGCUCAGAAGGCCUCAUCUGCACCUUAUUCUUCUUAGAGUCAAAGACUGGGGAAGGAUGGAACAUUUACAUCCGCAAUAACCAAUGCAGUCUCAUAUUGGUUUAUAUUGAAGCUUAAAUUGCAUUUGAGACUCACUCUCUUUGUGUUAAUGUAAGAGAGUGGUUAAUGUAAGAGAGGCGUUUGUAACUCAGAUAAACUUUCUGGCUAGUAUGGGGUCUUUCUUGGCAUUAGAAACUUGGAAGGAAGCAAGAACCACCACAAGCUCUUUUGUAAGAAUGCUGUUGCAUGCAGUUAUAUACCUUCAUUACCUUUUAUUUUUUUCACAGCAUGCUGUCAACAGGCAUUAAUUUUCCUCCAGAGUUUAAAGCAGCUUAAUGAGCCAAGUGGGCAUAUUUAAUGUCUAGCUUAAGACUGAAGAAAUACAGCUAACCAAAUAAGCCUCAUUUUCCAGGCAUUCUUUCCCAGGUUGGAAGGAAAUAGUGUUGACAGCAGCAGAGUACUAGGUAGAGAGCAGGUGGGAUCUAAACGGUAGCCCCUUCAAGUAAGACUGAACCUGAUUGUGUUCAGCUUGCCGGCAUUCGUGCAGAGAUGCUUACCUAGUUGACUGCUCCUGCUUUGAAUGUUUGCCCAGUUCCUAAUGUGAAGGGACGCUCUACUGGUAAGUGACUUCCAUUUUAUGCACAGCUGAAGCUAAGUGGUGGAUCAAAUGCUUUGUAUGUACUAGGUCCAAGAUUCAAUCCCUGGUAUCCCCCAGAUAGCUCCUCAACUCAUGGCCAGAUAGAUAUCCUAUGGAAUAUUCUGCUCAAGUUUUUUGUUUUUGUUUUUUCAGAAAUUAUAGCACAGAUAAACCUGUUAUAUAUUUUGCACUUGGGAAUGCAGAUUUUCCAAGCUCAACUCAAAACUGUUUUGGGGUUUUUUUGUUUUGUUUUUUAUAUAUAUAUAAAUAUACAUUAUAUGAAAGGCACUAUUUUAAAAAAAAAUGCAGUAAAGAAUAUAGGGGAAGCUGGAAACUUCUGAGAGGAAUUACUGGCUUCCUUGAGCUCUAUUUAAUCUCCUUGUGUGUCCUUGGGGAACUUAAAAGAGUGGGCAGUAAAACUGUCUCGCUAGUAAAGUUGCCUUGGAACUUGUGUUUUCUAAUAAUGCUUUUGCCAUUGGUGGCUUUAUGAAAUAGUGCAAUCUAAGAGUUCUAGUCAUCUACAAGUAGGCACAAAAGAUGUAUAGUACUUCAAAAGAGAAGGCAGAGAGUCAGAUGAAGAUUUUAUUUCAUAAAAUAAAUUGCACAGGAUUAAGACAUAAUUCAGCAUCAGAUUGUUUACUUCAUCCUGUGUCUUCAGUCCAGAGGCUCACUGCAGAUCAACAGCAAAGCAUGAACAACACCAGCACUACCAUUGCAGGUGUGUUAUUCCUGCAAACUCAGCUGGGCAUUCUUGUUGAUAAAGCCUAAGGCUUGGUAUGCUAUAAUUAUUUAAAAUCAAAUGUAGUUUUCAACUGCAAUUCUGAAUAAUUAUAAUAGUGGAAUUCUUGGCACUUUGGGCAUAAUUUUUUUUAAGCCUUUUUAAAUAAAGUAGGUAUUAUAGCACUGUUGGAGAUGGUAAUGCAACAUACUUCUCCCAUGGAAAUUUCAGUACAGUGGUACCUCUAGUUGCAGACUUAAUCUGUUUUGGGGUGCCAUUCGCACCCCGAAAAGUCCGCAACUAGAGCUCCUCUUCUGCGCAUGUGUGCGAAGUGAUCAAGCGCUGAUGUGCAUGUGUGAAGUGAACAUAUCGCUCAUGCGUGAAGCGCGUAGGUUGCUUCUGUGCAUGUGCGGGUGGCGAACCACGUUCGUAAGCUGAAAGUCCAUAACAAGAGCGGAACACAACACAAAGUAUGACUGUAGAUUAUAAAUAUCUUUUGUAGAUCAGUGCCAUAUUUUUCUCAUCUGUAGCCUUAUAUUUUUUUAUUAUUUUAAAAAGACUCAUUUCCUUUUUUAAUUAUUUGCUUAGCCGUGCUUGUCGUACACACUUUCACUUAAGCAUAUCAGCAAGGUGCUCCCUUUCAUUUCCAACAAAACUGAAGGGAGCAUUUGCUCAUUUGCCAAUAAGUGCCGCUUUGGGAAUUUUAAUGUUUUGCUACAACAGAUAUCUUAAAUUAUGUAAACUGCUGCUUCCUGUCCUCGAUACCCAUUUUCUCCCUUUUUAAGUCUUUUUGUUGAAUUUCAAUUAAUUCAAAGUGUAAGAGGAGUUUUGUAAUGGAAAACAAGCGCGCUGAGUUUUCGAUUGGGACAUGUGGUUUACUGAUGCUCUAGAUUGGUCCUUGCAUGCUAAUUGAGCAGUUAAUAAAGUGGAUGUUGGCAAACCGUCGAUACUUUUUUUGGGAGAUGUUUGUGUGUUGCCAUUACUGUGCUCUCCUCUUUGGGCUCACCUCAUACUGGUCCUGUAUUCACUGUGUUCUGCAUUGUAAUCAGGCAGAAAUCAACAGUUUGGCUGUACUGCAAUCAAUAAAACCUGCUGAGUGUUAGCUUCUUGUUCUUUCUUUCCUGCUUUAAUUUAAAACCUUGGUAUGGGUCCUCCCUCCCUGAGGACUAUUUUUGCAGUGUACAGUCUUCUGAUUUGUCUUAAAGAGACGAGAUGGCAUUUCAUUUCUCAAAAACAGCAUGUAUAAUAGGAAGGAACUCUUGAGGCAUCAGCUCUAGUGGUGUAUUGGUGCCAUUUCAUAGGGAGUUGUUGGAGUACAGAGCCACAAUCUGAUAAUACGUACUCACAACUGCAAGCAGCUUUUAUUGGCUGGGCAAAAGUUUCAUUUUACCCGCAGCUGCAUUUUGCAAUUUUAGAUCUGGGAAAAUGCAAUUUCCUUGCCCCGGGUGGAUGAUUGCAAUCUGGAUCCUUUUGGGAUAAGGGUUGCAACCACUGUACAAUCCCUAAGAAAGAAUAACUUAAGCUGAAAAAUAUCAAAAGAGCCACUGCUAGUGUCUUUCUAACUAACAAAAGGAUCGAGGAGAAAAUGAGUGGAUAAUCCAAAUUUGCGUCCUAUGGUAUCAUUGUAGGUGCCCAAGCAUUUACCGCUCCUUCUGACCAGUUCUGGCUUGAACUGUACUAUUCCUUGGUGUUGUGAAUGCCCAAGAAAUAGUAUAUGUCAUAGCAGAAUAGAUCUGCUAGACUGCUUAUUGGGACCAGGCUUUAUAGUUUCUAGACCCAGUUUUUAAAGUACCUUUUGAAAGCCCUUCAGGUCUUGGUGUAUCUUCAGGAUCGCUGUCCCCAUAUAUGCUUUGCUCUGCUUUGAGAUUCUCCUACCAUCUAAGGUGCUUGUUACUCCCGGUGAGAGGGCCUUUUCAUUGGUGGUGCCCCGGUUUUCCAAUGCUCACCCCAGAAAGGAUUAUGUGGCAGCCUUUAACUCCUGUUGAUCUGUUUUGUUUGCAUUCUGCUUAUGUAGAGGUGCUGCUUUUUUGGAAGGGGGGUAAGUCACUCUGAUAAUGUAUAUGAAGCGUAAGGCGAAAAUGUACCUAAGCGACAAAUACUUUGAAAUGCCGCAUAGUUUGCUCACCCUUGCUGAAAGAGGGUGUUAAGAACAAGGUUUGUGUGCUGAUUUCAUUGUCACUGACAUUUAACUUGGAAAACUGCAAACGAAGGAUUGAAUGCAGAGGUCAGGAGAGGCAAAUGCCUACAACAAUUAGACUUAAAACUUGAGUUUGAUGGAAGUAAAUAAGAACUGGCAAUACUGUUUUGCAAUUGCUUCUAACAAUUUGAUCUGCCAACAGAACUGUGCUUUUGGCAGGUUCAUUGGUGACAGAUGUAUAACUUCAACAGUGAUGGAAUGUAUUUCAUUACAUUACUUUCAAAACUGGUAGGUUUUGUUGGGUGUGUGUGGAAAUGCUACAGAAUGACAAGCAAAUUCUAUUCAGCAUUAUAGCCAGUUUAAUCAAGGUGCUAACUAGUCAGCUUGUUUAUACUUGAUUAUACAGAGACGCAGCUGACACUGUUGUCUAAACCGCUGAGCCUCUUGGGCUUGCCGAUCAGAAGGUCAGCGGUUUGAAUCCCCACAACGGGGUGAGCUCCCGUUGCUUUGUCCCAGCUCCUGCCAAACUAGCAGUUCGAAAGCAAGUCAGUGCAGGUAGAUAAAUAGGUAUUUCUGCGGUGUGAAGGUAAACGGUGUUUCCAUGCUCUCUGGUUUCCGUCACGGUGUUCCGUUGCGCCAGAAGUGGUUUAGUCAUGCUGGCCACAUGAAUCGGAAAGCUGUCCAUGGACAAACACCACCUCCCUCGGCCUUAAAUGAGAUGAGUGCCACAACCCUAUUGUCUGGACUUAACUGCCCAGAGGUCCUUUAUCUUUUUUUGUUUUAACCUUACUUUAUUAUACCCAAUACUAUGGGCAACAUCCAAUGUUAGCCAUACUCAGAGCAGACCCAUUGAAAUCAGUGAACAAGUUAAGCCAUCCUUUAAUUACCCCACCUUUCUCUCAAGGGUUGCUUGCACCAAAGUCAAAAUCUUAGGCCAUUGCCAAUGUGUCUUUGUAGAGAAUAAAGGAAUUGUAGGAGGGCAGGGGAGAGAGAAUUUGGCUUCUGUUGUACUUCCACAGCAAUCAGUUUAUUCACUGCCUGCAACCAGAGCAGAAUAAAAUGUGAGAAAGGAGCUAGGAUUCUCCCAGCAGCCCCUAUGAAUUUGAAGCAUUUAGAUUAAAGACCACUGAGGCUGCAAUCCUAAAGAGACCAAUGGGGCUUUCUCCCUACCACAAACCAAUUGUGUUAAGACCAGGUAUUAGGCAGAAGGACUCAUAUUCAAACAUCACUGGGUAACUGAGAAGCAAAUUAUGUACAGUGGUACCUCAGGUUACAUACGCUUCAGGUUACCGACUCCGCUAACCCAGAAAUAUUACCUCGGGUUAAGAACUUUGCUUCAGGAUGAGAACAGAAAUCAUGCUCCGGCGGCGCAACAGCAGCGGGAGGCCUCAUUAGCUAAAGAGUUGCUUCAGGUUAAGAACAGUUUCAGGUUAAAAACAGACCUCCGGAACAAAUUAAGUACUUAACCCGAGGUACCACUGUAGUGGGGUUUGUGGAAAUAUUCCUCCCCUUACCUCUGCUCCCUCUCUCUCAGACUUCAAUGUCAGAUACCUAUAAAAAUGCUGUGUUUUUGUUGAUUCAAUCUCAGUCUUUAAUCUAAAGAUACACGCUGUAUAGAUGCUAAAGCAGAGGGCCAGCCCAAUACAUUUUGGCACCUGAGGCGAAGCACAAAAUGGCGCCUAUCCCAUACAUGGGAAGAAGGGGUGAGUGAAGAUCCAGAUCAGGAACAACCAGGGGAGGAGACCAGCAGCACCUCCUAUUUGCCUAGAGGCUGCUGUAGAGAUGGCCAGAUUCGGCCUCCAAGAAGUUGGCAGCAGCAGCAGUUGAUGCAUUCCUUGGAGGAUCUUUUGCCCCUGUGAAUUCUGCCAUCUGAUAUGGUUGCCCCACCUUCCCUCAUGGUUGGGCUGGCCCUGUGCUAAAGCAACUUUGAGCUGAAUGGAACACGUUAACUCUUUAUUCCAUUUGUCUCUCAGAUUGUAAUCAUCCCAUUUAUAACACUCCAAUAAAUAUUUAUAAACAACUAUUAUGGGUUUAGUUCUGAUUAUUUCCUCCUGCAGUAUAGAUGUUGCACUUCUGAGGGCGGCAGAAGUACCAAGUGAGCCCACUCUGCUGACUUUAACACCAAAGAAGGUAAUUAGGGAUGGAGGCAGUUUUUCAGAUAUUUGGGGUCUAAACAGAUUUUAGAGUAUGAUCAGACUUCAUUUUAUUCAUUGCCUUUCAAAAAGGAUUUUCUUCAGUCAAAGUACCAGGCUUUUAUUGCUAGAGAAUGAAGGUAGACUUAAAAAUUGAGACAUAAAAUGUGUCUAGCAAUCGUUACUUUGAAGGGAAUCCAAUCAAUCUUUGAAAUGUCCAAUACUGUACUGAAACCUAUAAAAUACCAAGAGUAAUUUAAAGCCUAUUCAGAAAUUAUGCUAGUAGGCUAGUAGGGACAUGAUAUUGAAGUGAUCCAUGGAAUGUGUCAGUCUGAUGAUGAGAUUGGGAGAAAAAUGAGUGAGGCAAAUGGUAAAACAAAUAAAUGCUAUUAACAAACUUAAUUGCUUAUCCUUCAUGUAGUGAGGAUAUGGAGUUAUUUGUUCUGAUGGAUAUUCUGUACUCAUUGUUUCAUGGAAAAUAUUUGAAUUAGGGUAAAUGCUUUUGGAGUAGCUUGUAGGAAGCUUGCACUGGGUUCUGUGCAACUCCUUGCUUGCUGAAAUGUUUCCCCCUUCAUGAAUUCUGCCAGAAUUCAGUAUUUAACAUUGCACAUGUGUGUGUGUUUUAAAGGGGUAUAAACAAAAAAAUGCUGAAAUUACCUUGAGCUGUGUUUAAGCAAGGAAACGUAUGAGGGUUGUUGUUGUUUGCAUAAAUGUGGCUCUCUUACAGUUUCACCCCUAAGGUUUGUGCCUCGGGAUUACUGUACCUAGGUACAAUUGCAACUUCCUUCUAAGAAAGGACAGCUGCUUCAAAGUUAAUAAAAGUUAAAAGCAAACUAUUUAACAACAUAAAACAAGAAGCCUUCAUUCUAGGAAGUACCUUCAGUGUUCUUGAAGGGUUUGGCUGUAAUCUUUUUCUGGAUUUUCUUGCCUGUAUAGCAGUGUUAGUCUCGUUCUUUGUAGACAUGCUAUGGGGAAACUUUCCUGAUAUAAAACCUUCAUUUAUAUAAAACAUCCUUCUAAGAAAUGAAAAAGUUUGUUCGAUAUCCAUUGUACAGAUAUCCUGCUGAAACCUGAAGAAUUUUUAAAAGGGGCAGUAAGAACAACAACCCAGUGGCUUGGAUCCAAAGAGCCUGCUGUGUAAUCAGAAGGGACUUUACAGUGGUGCCUCGCAAGACGAAAUUAAUUCGUUCCGCAAGUCUCUUCGUCUUGCGAGUUUUUCGUCUUGCGAUGCACGGUUUCCCAUAGGAAUGCAUUGAAAAUCACUAAUGCGUUCCUAGGAAACCGCUUCAGACCAGGUCCGGGGACAGUCUGUCCCCGGACCUCUUCUGAAGGCUGGGGGGGGGGGCAAGGGCUUUUCUUCCCACCCCCAGCAUUUUAAAAAACCCCGGGACAGCGGAGGACUUCUCCGCUGUCCGGGCGAUCUUAAAAUGCUGGCGGGCGGCUUUUAAAUUGCCCCGGACAGCGGAGAAGUCCUCUGCUGUCCCGGGCAAUUUAAAGCCCCUGGGAAGGCAGGCAGGGGGACAAAGACUUUUGCCCCCGCCAGCCUUCAGAAGAGGUCCUGGACCUCUUCUGAAGGCGGGCGGGGGCGAAAGUCUUGCUCCCCCGCCUUCAAAGCCCUCCGGGACAGGCAGGCAGGGGAGCAAAGACUUCGCCCCCGCCCGCCUUCAGAAGGUCUUCCCUCCCCCCGCCCGGCUCGGAGCACCGCUCCGAGCCGGGCGGCGGCGGGAGGUCUUCCCUCCCCCCGCCCGGCUCGGAGCACCGUCCCGAGCCGGGCGGCGGGGAGGUCUUCCUCCCCACCGCCCGGCUCGGAGCACCGCUCCGAGCCGGGCAGAGGCGGGAGGUCUUCCUCCCCCCGCCCGGCUCGGAGCACCGUCCCGGGCCGGGCGGCGGCGGCAGGUGUUCCUCCCCCCGCCCGGCUCGGAGCACCGCUCCGAGCCGGGCGGCGGCGGCAGGUGUUCCCUCCCCCCGCCCGGCUCGGAGGAGCCUUCCGGGCCCGGCGGCGGCGGGAGGAGGUGUCCCCGCCCCGCCGCCAGGCUUCGGAGGAGGUCCGAGGACAGUGGGGAAGACGCGCUGCGCUUCCCCGCUGUCCCUGAGAUUUCCUAUGGGCUGUCGUCUUGCGAAGCAAGCCCAUAGGGAAAUUCGCUUAUGGAGCGCCUCAAAACGGAAAACCCUUUCGUCUAGCGGGUUUUCCGUCUUGCGAGGCGUUCGUCUUGCGGGGUACCACUGUACUUGUUUAGUGGAAUUUUUGGAACUAAGCCCAUAUUUACUUAGCGUGAUGAAUUAUGUCAUGCAUUAUUUAAACUGGUUUUAACCACCCAUACAGCUUUUCUUCUCUUUGAUUUCUUUGAGGGCAAGAUAGUGAGCUUGUAGAGGUUUUACCAAUGGAAUUGUUAUAGCCUGUAUUUCAGCAGAAUACUUGUCAGAUUUCAAUCAUUAUUUUCCCACUAUUGCUUUUGUUGCCUCUUAUAUGCAGACACCACUAGCUGAAGUAAUUUUGCUGAAUUCUUGAUAGUGUUGUGAGUUUGAUGGGGGGGGCUCAGUCUAUAUGGUGCUUAAAUACCUUCUAAUCCCCCUGAAUUGAGCUAGGGUUAAAAUCUAAUGGAGGAUUCCAUUGUUGAAUUAGCCAUACAAGGAUCAUAGUUGCCACCUAAGUAUGAUCAUUAGUAUGGCAAAGGAGGUCGUUCUGUGCCAGAGGGCAAAGGAGUGGACCCUCUCCCUCACCCCUCCUUCACCUGAGAAGGACAUUAGCCAGGGUUGUGUGUGAGAGCUGGGCUAGAAGCAGGCGGAACUGGAACCAUGCUUAAUUUCGCCUUGAAUCCAAAAUUGUGACUAUGGGAAGCAAGACCAUCUUGGGGUGUUAAGGCUCUGAACCCCUCCAUCAUAGGCUGAAGUUGUAUGUAUGAGUCAUUCCACUACUGCCGCCAUUGUGCAUCAUGAUGUUGAUAAUAUUCUUAGCUAUAUUGUAACGAUGUAAUGAAAUAGAAAACAGUGUAGAAUACUUUCAAAUGGAGGAAAGGUAAAGGUAAACGUACCCCUGACCGUUAGGUCCAGUCGCGGACGACUCUGGAGUUGUGUGCUCAUCUCACUCUGUAGGCCGAGGGAGCUGGCGUUUGUCCGCAGACAGCUUCUGGGUCAUGUGGCCAGCAUGACUAAGCCACUUCUGGCGAACUUAUUUGUUUUUAAUUUAUCAUUCAGGUUUGUUUGUUUUUAAUCUUUCAAUUCCAGAACUGUAAUCAUCAGUUCAAAAAAAUGAAAAGAAUGUAUUUUAAUAAAAAAUAAUGCUGGUCAAUAAAAGCAAUAUGUAACAAUUAGAUACAAAGUUUAAAUUGUUCUAAAAUUAAGAGAAUAGAUCCUGCUUGUUGCAUCUUACAGCCUCUAUAGAGGCUUUAAAUUACAAGCCCAUGAAACAAGUCCUUAGAUGGUUGAAUCAGAACUGUAACAAUUUCAACUUCCAUACUAGAGAACUCAUAUUUUCCAAGACAAACUGGUAUUUUAUAGGCAAACUCAGCGGUAAUCACUGAUAAAACUGGUAUCCUACCAUGCUCUUGUUUGAUACAUUAGCCAAAAUGCUCUGUUUGGGUUUUUCUUGCAAUCUGUAGAGGCUCAUUCCAGAUCAGUCUUCAGCUCUUGAAUCAUGUCACUCCUGCCUUGAGUGUGAGAUUAAUUUUUAUUUCCUCCAAUUGCAGAAAGCUUGGCUCCCAGCACACACUCAUUUAUCUGAGCAGCAGUUCAACAUGUAAUUGCAGGCUGCUGGAGUUUUGUUAUUCAUGUUUUUAAACAAGAAACUUCAACCUAUGUAGAAUGCAGAAGAGCAUUGUUAAUAGUCAAACAAACAAGCGCUAAUGAAAAUUAUAAAUGGACACAGAUCUGACAUAAGAAAUGACAAUACUAAAUAAAAAGUAGUGAAGCAACACUUCAUUCUCCCAGGACACCCUGUAUGUGUUCUUAUGUGAACAAAGAAACUUCAGAGGGAAACUGCAACCUGAAACUGCUGAAUUACAAUUCAGCAAGAGAUCAAAUUCUAUGAACUGUAGCUUGAACUGGCUCAAAGGUUGUUUUUUAUUAUUAUUACUCUACAUGUGUAAAUUAGCUUAUGAGUACCAGGAUGUCUAUUAUCAACAACUUUUGCCAGUGAGUAUUGUUAAUAUUGCUACCUGUACUUUUUGCAUUUUGUUUUUAUCUGACCCAAUUAUUUACACCCCUACCCCCCCAAAAAAUACUUUGUGUAAAUACCUGUAUCUUAGGAUAACAGUACAUGCAUCUGUCAAUUCCCAUAAAAGCCCUUACCACAAUAAAUUUGCUACCUUUCAAGGUGCCACAAGACUCUUCGUUGUUGUUGUUUUGUGUAGCAGACUAACAUGGCUACCCCAUGGGGGGGGUUAAAUUCUGACAGUAUCCUAAGUAAUAUUUUCCAUAAGCACUUUCUGUACAGUACAUAACCAAAUAAUAUUUUUUUAUUUUAAAAAAUGUACUAUAAUAAACUAAGUAGAAACUUUUCCUGUGAUUAAGCGGAAACACAAUCAUACCAUAAAUUCACUAAAGAUUGAAUCAACCAAAAAAUCACUGGGCAGGAAUGUUCUCCAUCAUUCUUGAUCCCAGGGUGGGUUACAAAUGUAUAAAAACAAUAAAUGUUCACAGAAUAUAAUAAUACACAACAAGAGCAGAUAAAACCAAUACUCAAGCCAGUUAAAAUUCAUUCCUGUGGAUGGUUCCAUUAAAAUCUUUAAGGGUUAGGAAAAUAAGUUUUGAGCAUGCACCAAAAGCCUGCAAACAGCCUGACUUCCAAGGAGAGGGUGUUCCACAUUCAAGAACACCACCACUGAAAGAGUUAAUUUUCAUGUUGCUACAUAAUGCACCAAUGCUGGAUACAGGACACAGCAGGUUGUAGAAGGAUGUGGAUCCUUUUCGUAGAACAAAAUUUGUGUGCCCGCACAACAGGUUCUUGCUUCUUUGGAGCCCAAAUUGAUCAUGCAGUGGUAUUAACCAGAGAUGGAUAGCUCCCUCCCCUGCCCCCUAAGACAUCAGUGGCAAAUGUACUUGUUAAGUUGUGGGUGAACAUAUCAGACAACACAGCGAUUCUUCAAACAGCUCUUGUUUAUUCACAGGCCAGAACAGAACUGAACUGAAGGGUUCAGCCAGCCUGCUUAUAUAGAGCUCCAGUACAACGUAACUGUAACAACUUUCUGUAACUAUCCAAUCACUGAACGUCACUUUCGAUCCCUUAUUUGCAUAUGUGGACCUGAGUAAAAACUAUCUACAGUAUCCCCCUGCUGGCCCAGGGUGAGAACUUCAGUACAUAACAGUGCUGAAGAAGGGCAAAGACUUUCUGAUGAUCCUACUAUUUAUGCACUGUGACUAUUGGAAAACCUAAUUAAAUGAACUAAAGGAGACCGGUGGCUCUUUCUGUCAUCGCCUAUCCCUUAAUCUACUAUAGUAGUAAGCACUGUAUGGUAAACAUUGGGAGUUCGUGUAUAUCAUAAUCCAAUAUGCUCUUGGCAGAUUGAUUGUGUUGAGCAAGCAUUGGCACUGUUCACCGUUAGCCUCAGUUUAUCUGCCAAGCCCCUGUAUACCAAACAGCAUUUCCCAUUAACCAAGCAGUUGGCUUGAUAAAUAGUUGCAGUGCCUGAUUGCUUAGCCGACUGCUACUUGCUUGCACUCAAUUUCUAGCAUCCGCAGCAACCUUUUUAUUGCUUCACAAUUCAUUUGUAUUGGGGGUUGUAAAUCAAAUUUGAGAUGAUGAAGCAGCAAAUGUGCUGUGUGUGUGGGUGGGUUAACGUUCAUCAGUUAUUUUACAAGCAAAGAAUAGGGGUGGCCCUCACAAGCACUUGGGCAAUUUCAAAAGCAAAUGAGAGUAUUAAAUUGAUUACAUGGAGACAAGGUUAUUACUCGGAAAUUUGGCUAGAACUCUUUUAGCAUAAUGAAAUAAAACUCUACUAGAAUUUGGCAGCAGGGUAUAGUAACCAGAACCACAAAUAAUUGGAUAUUGACUGAAAGCAGAAAUAAUGGGUCAUUGGUAGAAGUAAACAUUUCCUUUAAGGCAGGAAUAAAGCAGACUUUCCUUGUUUUUGGUAAUUUCCUAGUUUGUUCUAUUCUGUUUGUCUUGCUUCAAAACAGACUCAUUCUCAAAUUUGAGGUGUUCACUUUUGAUUAUUAUUGUUUUUGUAAGGUAACUAUUCUAACCAAAGUUGCUAUAUGUGCAUUUCUUAACAAUCAACACAAAAGCUUUUUACUAUUUUAAGCACCUAUACCAUGAUAGUACCCACAUCCGUAGUAGUUAUGGCUGCUUGAGAGACCAGGUUCUCCUUUGUGUAUCCAUAUAGCUGUGCUGGUUGUGAUAGAUAUAUUAAGAAACAGGAAUAAAAGUAGUCCUUCAUGCCAAGAUUUCUAAUUUUUUAGUGCAGCGUGCAUCAGUAUUAAGGUUAUUCAUUUGAAAUUCUUGUCUCAAUGUCAAACCCAGUUACAUGAAUGACCUCCUCUGCGUGUCUGUCAGGUAAUCAAUUUCUCAUGGGAUCAUAUCAUCCCUUGUGAACCACUUUUGCCCCAUGGGGGUGCAUGUGAAAGUCCAGACUGCCAAUUAGAAAUGCUUGUGUGUCAUAGUUUGUUGGCAUCCAUCUGUGUGUCAUAACUUUAGCAUUAAUUUGCAGUGGAGAGGGUGGAUUUAAAGUAGCAUUUUCACCUUGCCGUGUUUUUGUGUCACCAACCUUGUACAAGAAUUGCUGUAUAUUACCUAAUGUGGUUUUUUCCAUAUAUUUAUACACAUUUAAAUAGCAUUUUUCAUGUUUUUUAAAUAAAUCCUCUGAAUGGAAGUAUAGGGAACCUUAUCAUUUAACAUUGUAGGCUUUCUUAACAGUUCGCUUUCCCUGCCUUCCCAUGAAAGUUGAUUAUGUUCAAAGAAAGCUAUGUCAGUUUCACAGAUACCAGGAUGACCUCAGCCAUCUACUUUUCUCUGCUACCAUUUUCCCACCCAAAAGGGCAUGCAUGUUUACCUGUAUAGUAAGAUGGACUAGAAGGAUUCACCUGUAUCCAGUGUAGUGAGAGUGCAGAACGGAACGGCUAGCAUUUUUUAACAGGUUGGUCAAAGAGUGUCUUCUCCUAUGCUAGCUGAAGAUGUGUGGUGGCAUUGUGGAACUCUUAACAGGAUAACCUGUGAAUUGUGCUUGAGUGCAUUGCAUGAAAUAGGGAAUCUUCAUCAGUAGUAAUUAGAGAGCACUUUCAAAAUUGCACAUAUAGUUUUUGGCCUUCCACUUCUGCAGUCCCAACAAGUUCAGCAGCAUUUUGCUGUAGUGCAGUUUGUUUGCUGAUGUUUGAAACACCAUGAGAGGAAAAGCUUGCAGAGAUUUGGAGUAGUAAAUGUUGGUGGGGAUAAUGUUACGCAUUUGCCUUUUUCCUGCCUAUAUAUAUCACUCAAAAUGAGUUGGCACCAAAGCUGCUUUUCAUAAGAAAAACCAACUGCUGGGAGCUGAAAUUCAUAGCUUGUUUAUGCAAGUUUAUUUCAAAUUUUUAGCUUAGUUUGGCUCAGGUAUUUCUUUUUAAAGCACAUAUAAUUUUUCACUACAGGGUCUUGCACAGUGUUUUUUGCAUGUUUUGGAAUUUGUUAUUAACACCAUUUUUCUCCUGAAUUUAAAUAUCUUAUAUUCCUAUUUAAGAAUUGUGUGUUUUCUGUGCCAUUUUGUCAGUGGUAAUAACUUUGCCUGAUAUUUUAGCACAUCGCAGUCAGGGAACUGUUCCCACUUCUUUUAGAUUACUUUUCAGGAGUCUUCACAGCCUUGUGGACAAAAGUCAUUUAAGAGUUUUUCAUCUUUAGAGUUUGUAGUAUUGUUGUUGACAACAAUAUAAUUGAAUCCUUGCCCAUGCCUAUGCCUAUGCCUGUGCAUUGUAUAUAUUAUCUAAAAUCUGGACAGACUUGGGUCUAAACUGGAGAUACUCAAUAAAUAUCUUGUCUUUUUCUCCCAGUGGGCUCUUCGUGAGGAAACUUAGGUAUGAGAAGCAGCCCUUACAUUGAAGGUAUUCAGCUCAGAACUCUUGACAUCUAAUCAAUCUUCUUUACAGAUGCUUUGCCUAAGACAAACUGGAAAUCUAAGACAUCACAGAAGAGCACUUUAUAGCACACUAGUGCCAUCUGAUGGUAAGCUUUCUUAUCAGUUACUGUUCUCAUAUCAAGUGAUGACAUCGUUCACAGUGUCUGGGUGCAUGCAUAUCCAAGAAUUACUCUGUUUUUAUUCUGGACGAUUGAAAGUCUUCAAAAUUUUAGGUCAACAUAUAUCCCUCCAGUGCUUCGGACUUCUUAGUGUUUUGCCCACCCCACCCCAAAUCAUAUAAUAGUAUCCUCCUCGUGUGUCAUGAGAUGCUCGUGUAUUUUGAACUCCUAGGAAUAGUGAAUGGUGCUGCAUUUGCUGAUCUUGGCGCAGGUGUGGCAGAGAUCAGUAGUGUUGGGGCUUGAUAGUUAACAAGUCUCACAGGUUCUUUAAAUCCUGGGUCUCUUUGGAGCCCAUUGCACCCCAAGCAGAAGCACUAAAUUCUGCAUGAAUUCUGGCGGGGAGGGGGGGGUGCAGGAUUUCAGUAGCAUAUUCCUCCUUUAAACUCUGUAUGGCCUGUACUGCAGAGAGUGCCUUUCCUUCAACCACUUUCAGUUCUUCAUAUCCUGUAAUGUAGAUAUACAGGAUUCUGGAGUGAGGCCUUCUAUCAUAUCAUAUACACUUAGUAGCUAACCAUUCCACUUUUGGACCUUCUAUUUAAUAUGUACGUAUUUGUUUAGUUUUUAUCACAUCCUUUCUUCAAGAUCUUCAGUGCAGAGUAUAUGUGGCAGCAUAUAGUCGGGUGUGACAUGUCUUUGUUUUCCCCAAGCUUUUCAAUAUGUGCUUGUAAGUUACUCUGUUGUCAUUUUUUUUUAAAAAAAAGUUUAAGUGAUAAAUCAAUUAAAAUGCCCUUUUCUCCCACAGAAGUAACUGUACAUUAUAAACAUGGAUUGCCUGCGAUAACUCUGACAUUACCCUCAAGAAAGGAACGCUGCCAGUUUACAGUCAAGCCGAUGCUGAUGACUGUGGGAGCCUUCUUGCAGGACAUACAGAGAGAGGAUAAUGCCAUUGAAAAGGUAGAAGUCUUCACAGCAGGUACUAACACCACUGUCACCUUGAAAGUAAAGGACAUUCUGUUCCAGCUCCUUUACAUGCAAAGCAGACUUUGACUUUUGGAAAUUUUUGUUAACUGUACUACUUUGGGGGUGUGGAGGUUUCCCCUUCAAUGAGAUGUCUAGCACAAGAGUGGGCAGAAAGUAAACUGGUAGAUCUCUGUGGCUGAUCUCCAGUAGUUCCAUAAAGAUUUCUGAUGCUCAGUUGCUUAACAGUUUUUGUUGUUUGUUGUUUAGUCGUGUCCGACUCUUCGUGACCCCAUGGACCAGAGCACGCCAGGCACUCCUGUCUUCCACUGCCUCCUGCAGUUUGGUCAAACUCAUGUUGGUAGCUUUGAGAACACUGUCCAACCAUCUCAUCCUCUGUCGUCCCCUUCUCCUUGUGCCCUCAAUCUUUCCCAACAUCAGGGUCUUUUCCAGGGAGUCUUCUCUUCUCAUGAGGUGGCCAAAGUAUUGGAGCCUCAGCUUCAGGAUCUGUCCUUCCAGUGAGCACUCAGGGCUGAUUUCCUUAAGAAUGGAUAGGUUUUGUCUUCUUGCAGUUAAUGGGACUCUCAAGAGUCUCCUCCAGUACCAUAAUUCAAAAGCAUCCAUUCUUCAGUGAUCAGCCUUCUUUAUGGUCCAGCUCUCACUUCCAUACAUCACUACUGGGAAAACCAUAGCUUUAACUAUAUGGACCUUUGUUGGAAAGAUGAUGUCUCUGCUUUUUAAGAUGCUGUCUAGGUUUGCCAUUGCUUUUCUCCCAAGAAGCAGGCGUCUUUUAAUUUUGUGACUUCUGUCACCAUCUGCAGUGAUCAUGGAACCCAAGAAAGUAAAAUCUCUCACUGCCUCCAUUACUUCCCCUUCUAUUUGCCAGGAGGUGAUGGGACCAGUGGCCAUGAUCUUAGUUUUUUUGAUGUUGAGCUUCAGGCAUAUUUUGUGCUCUCCUCUUUCACCCUCAUUAGAAGGUUCUUUAAUUCCUCCUCACUUUCUGCCAUCAAGGUUGUGUCAUCUGCAUAUCUGAGGUUGUUGAUGUUUCUUCCGGCAAUCUUAAUUCUGGCUUGGGAUUCAUCCAGCCCAGCCUUUCGCUUGAUGAAUUCUGCAUAUAAGUUAAAUAAGCAGGGAGACAAUAUACAAUCUUGUCGUACUCCUUUCCCAAUUUUGAACCAAUCAAUUGUUCCAUAUCCAGUUCUAACUGUAGCUUCAUGUCCCACAUAGAGAUUUCUCAGGAGACAGAUGCUGUUGCUUAACAAUAGCAACAGCAAAAUGUCUUUUCCCACCUAUUUUAGGCUUCUGAGAUUAAGAUAGCUAGGCAGGAGUGGACCUCUGUUUGAAAGGAAGAAUAUGAGUUCAGUUCAGUUCUUGGACUGAAAACAAAUUGUGAGGCUCAGAAUUUGCUCAAAGGCCCCCUGGUGUUUAAUUCUGACUCUUAAUGUCUUUUGCACCUGGCUCUGAUUGGUACAUCUUGAGGUUCCAGGGGGGGGAAAGGAAAGCUCAAACAAGGCUGAAGUCUGAACAAUCUUGGGCUAGCAAUAACCAGGACUAGCAUCAGGGAUUGGCAUUGUUGGGCUCCUGCCAACAUCUCAACAGAGGAUGUGAUUUCGUCUCCAGAAAACAAAUCAUAGUUAGUUCGUUUGGGCUGUGUUGAGACAUUAAAAACCCCCACACAUUGGCUAAACAAACCAUCACUUGGUGUUAUAUGCAAACCAGGCAAGAUGUUGAUGGUUGACUUUUAUCUCUUUUAAUGAUGUCACUAAUUGAAGCCUCUUCAUUUUUUGGAUAGGUAUUACUAACUUUUUUAAUGAAUGAAUAUAGCCAAUCAUACUAUUAGUUCUAUUACAAUUACUCACUUUUUAAAAAGUUGUCAUAGAUGUAACCAAAUGGGAGAAAAUUCUUGGCUUGUUGCCUGGAAUCAUAGAACUGAAAACCUUAUUAUGCUGAUGGUCAGAUCAAUAACAUACUUUAGUAAUAUCCUUGUCAGCAAUCUAUAACUGAAGAGAUUAUCAGACUUCUGAUGUUAUCAUUCCCAAAACACUUGCAGCGUUUCCAUUCUGCAUCUUUGCAUAAGCUGAGAUAACCACCAACCAGACUUCACUCUAUGCAACAUUAAAUAGAAAAUUAUCUUGCAGACGACAGUUACAGUUAAGAAAUGUACUAUAGAGACUCCAGUAUUUGUUCUCCUCUAUCUUUUAAUCUCUAGGGCGAUGUGAAUUUACCAUUGCAACAAGUGCAAAAGAGUCUGUGUGCAGUGCUUUCAGAGAAAUAUUUCCUUUUAAAGAUACCACCCCUCCUGGAUUUCUUUCCCCAAACCUAAAUUAUGUUUAUAUGAGAAUACUGAAUCUCACUUGCACUUAACAUUUCUUAAAUCGGCAUUUUUGUGUUGUUGCAUUUUUUAUUUAUUUGUAGAAUGCCUGGUAGCCGACCCAUAAAAGUUAAUAGCAAAACAAAGCAGCGAGAAUAAUAUUUCAUAUAAAUAUUUAAUGUUUCCCCGCCCUUCCCUCCUUUGAUAAAUUAUACUGGGCCAGAUUGCAUCCCCAAAAGAGCGGGUGGAGAAGAAAGCUGCUGUACGUGGUUCAUUGCUACUGUAAUCAGAAGCCCAGCAUGAGCCCAGAUGACAGAAUUCCAGUUAGGAUAUGCCAGUAUGCCUUUGCUAACAGCACAUUACUUUGAGUCAGAGAUAAGACAGAGAAGCAGGCCAUGUUCCAAGCUAGUAGUAAUAUGUUUUAUCAGAGCCUCUUGUUGUGCUAGCUUUAAAGAAACAUUAGUGCACUGACGUUGCACCUUUUGGAUGAAUGACCAGCUCAGUGCUAGAACACAUGCUUUGAAUGUAGAAGGUCCCCCAGUUCCAUCUGGCAUCUUUGGUAGGGUCCUUCACUAUGCUCUUUUCAGCACCUGGUUUAAAACAUCUUUAUUUUAGGCCAUCCAGACAUGUAGAAGUUACAAGCCAAAAGGUUUUAAUAUAUCUGCUUUUAUCAAUAAUUUUAAUGUUUUAUUUUAUAUUCUUUAAACUGCUUGGAGGUUUCCUUACAAUCAAGGGGUAUAUCAAUAUUGUUAAAGAAAAUAAAUCUCUGUUUAAAGCAGUCUGAUAGCGAGAAGGAUCUAUGACGGAAAGCCACUUGCCAUAACCUGCAAAUGACAGGAUGACAGCAAAUUAUGGUAAACAGCUCUGACCAUGUGGUGCACAGGAAGAGGGAAGCAGGGAGAGUGUGCAGGCAAUCACUACACUGUUCCUUGGUUUGAUAAAACCAUAGGAAGCUGACUUAUUCUACUGAGUCAAACCAUUGAUCUAUCUUUAUCAGUAUUGUCUAUGCUUAUUGGCAGUGGCUUUCCAGAGUUUCAGGCAAGAGUCUCUCAGCUGUACCUGACGAUGCCAGAGUUUGAACCUGGGACCAAUGGGAGCCGAAAUACAUGCUCUGCCAUUGAGGUAUAGCUCUUCCCGAACCCUGGCCACAUUGGUCAGGAGCCCCAAAGCAAAAUGCUGCUCCCAAAAGUAUUACAUUGGGAAGAAGAUAGGCUUUUCUUAGAGUAUGUGUUCGGAAUUAAUCCAUAUGUGGGUGGAUACAGUGGCUCUAAUCUAGAUGCGAGCACAUAGGUGGUGAUUCUUGGCUUACUAACUUUCAGAAUCUUCGGACCAAAGUGUAGAUCACACUAAUGGUGUGCAUGGAUGCAUGGUAGCUUCUCUUGUUUUUUCCAGGUAAAUGGCAGGAUUGGAAAAGUAGAUUUUGGGAAGCAGGGUUAACCCUUUCUCUCCAUGCUGUGAUUUCAGUGACGAUUGCAACCAUCUUCCUCCUAGAUUAGUCCUGGGAGGAAAGCUUCCAUUGCCUUGGUGUCAUGUCACGUUUUGAGUUUCACUAGAUCUGACAAGAAACAGGAAGUGACAAAACAUGGGCCUAGCAUAGAAACCACCUAACUCAGUAAUUGUUGCUGUAGUAAUCCUUGCCUGUAUUGAACUUCAUUAUCUGUGAUCAACACAGUACUGGUGCUUCAUUACUUAAUGAAGCAUUUUAUUGCUAGUAUUGAGGUAUUUGCUUUCUCCCUACAGAUGGCAGCAUGAUUUCUUCUUCAACGUUGAUGGAGGUUCUUUUGAUGAAUGAUUUCAAACUUGUCAUCAAUGGUGCAGAAUACAGUGUUCAUCCUCCACUGAAAGGUACACAAUUCCAUGACCAACGUGAAAUCAUCUGGAGACAUAUUUAAUAUAUUUAAAAUCCAUUCCUUCAAAAAUAGAAGCUUCAUGUUUGCUCAGAAGUUAGCCCCAUUGAGUUCAGUGGGACUUACUCCCAGGUAACUGUGAAUAGGAAGAUUGCAACCUUAAAUCACAAGCAGUCAAAACUGACUUUUUGUUCCGUGCUUUAAAUGACUGGGAUGAUAGAGCUGUUCCUUCCUUUUGCAAACCCCCAACCUUAAUUUAAAUUCUGUCUCUUGAAAUAAAUGGUGCCUAUUGAAAUGCAUGCAAGUGUUCUUGUUCUUGCAUAGCCCUGAUUCAUUUGCAUUAUUGUGAGCUUGAAUAAGAGGUGAAGUGGGAGAAAAAGAAAUAGCAGGAAAUGCUUGGCAGCUCAAGGCAGCCUGCAGGAGAAAAUACAGUGUCCCUGCAAUUUAUGCUCACUUUACAUAGAUCGCAACCUUAUGCAAGGUGUGUGUGUGGGGGAGAGUAAAUAAAGGCGAUGUGAAGAGUUGCUUACCAGUCUCUGGGAGCAUCCCAGGGGCCUAACAUCCAGUGGCGUAGCUGGAGGCAUAUAAUUUGGAUAAAAAACUUGGCUUCCAGGUGGAAAAAUCAAAAUUGGAAACAGAAUUGUUAGACCCCAAAAUUAAGAAUUUAUCAAGAAUGUAUAACUUGCUGUUGAAAUGGAACACUCAGGAUGAAACGGUGAAAUCAGCUAUGAUUAAAUGGGCACAAGAUGUUGGACACAACAUCAUGAUGGCUGACUGGGAACAGUUAUGGACCACAGGUAUGAAGUUUACGGCAUGUAAUGCCUUAAGAGAGAAUUUAAUGAAAAUGAUUUAUAGGUGGUACGUGACACCAGUCAAGCUUGCAAAAAUUUACCAUCUGCCUGAUAAUAAAUGUUGGAAAUGUAAUGAGACUGAAGGUACAUUCUUUCACCUUUGGUGGACGUGCCCAAGGAUUAAGACAUUCUGGGAGAUGAUCUAUAAUGAAAUGAAAAAGGUAUUUAAAUAUACCUUCCUGAAGAAACCAGAGGCCUUUCUCCUGGGCAUGGUUGGCCAAUUGGUGAUGAAGAAGGAUAGAACUUUCUUUAUGUAUGCUACAACAGCAGCAAGAAUACUUAUCGCAAAGUAUUGGAAGACACAAGAUUUACCCACCCGGGAAGAAUGGCAGGUUAAGCUGAUGGACUACAUGGAACUGGCGGAAAUGACUGGCAGAAUCCGAGACCAGGGAGAAGAGUCGGUGGAAGAAGAUUGGAAAAAAUUUAAAGACUAUUUACAGAAACACUGUAAAAUUAAUGAAUGUUAGAAGGAUGCUGGAAUGAAGUUAUAUGGCUUUAGCAGAAAUGUUAUAAAGAAUUAAGUAAAAAUAGACUGUUAAUGGGUUAAAGGGGGGAAAAAACAAGGUUAGAUUGUGUUAAGAUAAAUUAUAGGACAAAACUGAGAAAGAUGGAAAGGAUUUGCUGAAAUAGCUAACUGAACUAGAAUACAAAAAAGGGAGGUGUGAGGAGGUCGUCGAAACAAGUAAAUGAAAGACAAGAUAUGGAAAUAUGGGAUGUGUUUUUAAUUGAUUCUGUUUUUGUUCUUGUUUUUGUUUUGUUAAGAUAAGCAGUGUUUUUUGUUUUUUAUGUAUUGUAUUGUAUUGCUUUGUUUAACUCUUUUUUUCUUUUUGUAACUUUUAAACUCUUAAUAAACAUUAUUUUUAAAAAAUAACAUCCAGUGGCGUAGCGUGGAGGGUGCAGGGGGGGCCGGCUGCACCGGGCGCAGCAUCUGGGGGCUAGGGUUAGGGGGCGCAAAUCCACGGGUUAGGGGGCACAAAUUACUUGCCCCGGGUGCUGACAACCCACGCUACGCCACUGCUAACAUCUCCUUCCCAGAGACCAGUAAACAGCCCUCUGUUCAUAGCGCAUGGGGUUCCUGACUUUGGUGAUUUUGCCUUUGCACAGAGACUCCCGGAAUCAAACCCUCAUGUAAGUGGCGGGUCCAUUGUACCUGCCCAUUGGCCAUAUCCCUGAAAAGGUAUGGAAUUUCAGGCCUCCCCAAAGCUGCGCUGGUAUAGUGGUUCCAGUUUCUUUCUUUCUUUCAGAUCAAAUGAGCACAGAACAUAAACUGGAGAUGGAUGACAUCAAGUCUAUGGUCCACAAGUUGUUUACAGCACUUCAUUUAGAAGAUCACCAGACAAGGAGGGAGAGGGAAUUAAUGCAAAAAAUGGAACUUCUGAAAGAAGAACUGCUGCCUCUGGAGCAGGUCCGGAAAAAUAUUUUUUCAUACAUUUCAUAUUGUGGAAAUCUAUUUUGAGUUUAGCAGGUGAAGUCUAUGAAAUGUGUGGCAGAUUUUCCCACUUCUGCACCCAUUUUUGACUGGUUCCAGAGACUUGAUUUUUGUUACCCCAGUUCAACACAAUUUAACUUAUCAAAAUGGGAAUACAAGGCAUCUUUCUGUUUUUGUAACAUCCUUCAGAGACAGGUCAGAUCUGCAUACUGAACUGGUAUAUUUCUACUCCCCAUUCCCUAUAUUGAACCACUAGGUUUAUGUCUCCUGUUAUAAAAAUAAAACUUUGAAUUGGCUCAACUUAAUUAAUCCACCUUUAUAGAUAAGUAAAGCAAGUUGUAUUCACAGCGAAUGCUAUUUUUAACAUUGAAACUCUCUUAGUAUGCUCAGAUGUGAAUCAAACACAUUCUUGUAUAACUUAGGUAUUGAUGUCUAUGUAACUUCUUUCCAGAUACACUUUUUAAAAACAGCAGUAGUUUGUAUUUGAUGUAGUUAUUUUAGAUGUUUUGCUUUGAUGAUAGUAAACUGUAUUCAAUGAUUGCAAAUUAAAAUCAUUGCAGAAGAUGCAGUGUAUGUAUUUUGGACAGACAUAUGACUUAAUCAGUUUCUUUCAUGGAUAGUUUGUGAAAUGGAGUCUCUUUUUCUUUGAUAAUUGAGAAAGGAUAGCAAAAAAUAUCUCCUUUAAAGCAAAAAUUGAGUGUAAAUCUCCCUUCUUUGAAGCUUCUCUUGGUCUUUCAUUUGGGGGGCCCAUUUCACCUUUUGUUUGCUGCCCAAUUCUAGCCUUGCUGAUUAAAGUAAUUAUGAUUUAAUUAGGGUUUCUCAGCUCUGCAUCAGUAAUGGUAUUUUAUAAGGGUUUUAUGCUAUUGCUCUUAUUUAUCUUGUUCUCUGUAUUGCUUGCUUAAGUUCUAUUAAGUAAAUGAAAUGUUUCUGCUAUACUCCUGAAAACUUCUCCUUGAACACUAGAUUUUUCUGUGUGAUAAUACUAAGGAGACUAAUCCGUCUCCCCCUGAAUGUCAUAGUUGUUAAUGAAAAACUAUGGGUAUAGGGCUAUAUACAAAUUUAAAUAACAACAACUUAAUUGUCAGACUCAACUUCUACUGCAUAGAAAUCAGGCUUAGAUACAUCCUCUGAACAAAGCAAAAUGGUCACACCUGCUUUAUGAAUAAGAAAGUAGAACAUGCUUGCAGGAUCAGACCAAGGUCUACAAAAUCCAACAUUCUUCUCCAAAAGUAGUUAAUUAGAAGAGUAGUCAAGACCAUCUAAAAGACUAAGGAAGAAGGACAGUGCUUACUGUUAAAUGGCUUCCUUGAAAACAGUUGAAUUGUUGUUGGCACCCAUCUGUUUUGGAGGACAAUGGAGGAGUGCACCUUUAUGAGUGAAGUCAAACUAUUGGAAGGUUGCAGCACCUGCUAUGGCUGUAGAGAGUGAUGCAGGAGAAACAUGUUUUGUCUCUAUGGGAAAGGCUGGCUGAAGUCAUCAUUUGAGACUUCUCUGCACUCCACACAGGGAAAUAUUUUAAUUUAUUUAAUAAUGCACUUUUGAAUACAAGGUAAUCUGUGGGAGUGGGUGGGGCAUGCUUGAACAAUGGUGUCUCUUCGGUCUUAACAUCGGUUCUCUCUUCCUAGCUUAAAGCUGGAAUUACUUCAGAUGUCGAUGCUAAGACUUCUCGGCUUCUAUGGAUUGGCUUAGCCUUAAUGUCAACUCAAGGUGGAGCCUUGGCAUGGCUUACCUGGUGGGUCUAUUCAUGGGAUAUCAUGGAGCCUGUUACUUACUUUAUCACCUAUGGAACUACCAUGGCAUUCUAUGCUUACUUUGUGCUUACUAAACAGGUGAGUCUCAGUAAAUUUGGAGCUGUAAUGUUAGUGGAAUCUACAAAGUUAUCAUAGUGAGAGUCUGCAAGUACAUAUCUGUGAAUCUUCUAAAGUAUCCUAACAAGGAGGCCUAGGAUUUCGUUAGGUUGUAAAAUGUCCAUAGACCAAGGUUGGCUAACCUGCAGCCCUCCGCUUCAUUGGAUUCCAUGUCCCAUCAACUCCAGCUGGCAUGGCAAAUGGACAAGGGAUUGUGGGAGUUAGGGUCCUUCAGCUUCUGGAGGGCCACAGAUUCUCAGGUGGGCACAAGUGCACCACCAGGUAGGUGUUGUUAUGCACCACUCACUUGAAGAAGGUGAAAAACUUCACCCAUUUGACUAGAUGCUGGCUCAUCCCUUUCCUUUGGGGGGCAGUUUGUUUUCUGCCUUCACUUGAACUAGACCUAUUUUGGAAUAGACUGUCCUAUUGUUCUGCUCUCCACGGGGUUCAUAUAAUUUUGUGGAGGCUGGUCAUUGGAUCUAUAAAGCUUCUAUGCCUGGGGCUACAUGCCUGAAGGGUCACCUUCUGUCCUUCAACAUAUCCAUAAUCAACCAAGAGUACUUGCCUAAAUGUGAAAUGCAUGCAUCUCAUCCAUACCAUAUUGAGUGCUUUUUUUCCCAGUGGCUGAUUCACUCUGUCACCUUGGAAGAGUCAUUAAUGUCUUGGGACUUUGAAUCAAUCAUCUAUAAAGGCUAAAAUUAGUUAUAUGAAAGAGUCACAGUGAGGUGGCUUCACAUUUCAGUCUUCAUAUGAAAGUGGCCUUGUAAGAAUAAUCCCAUGUGAUAAACAGCACGUUGCCACAUGCUGAAAAUUACUCAGAUUUGUAACGUGCAUUUCAUUGUGAUUUUUUUCUACCUCAAAAGCUAUCGUGAAAAUGAGCCCUUAACAUUUUUUAGAUCUUUCUGUUUACUGAGUUGAUGGAACUAUGCUACAUUGUAUGUUUGGUUCUUUUUUACUUUUUUAAAGGGGAAAAUGGGCUUGAAAUCUAAAUUGAUUUUUUUUUAAAAGCACUUUAUCCACAUUUAAUGACUGCAGCUGCAGUAAAAUGGACAGCUCUGCAAUUGUGAUCUCCUGGUUGAAAAUUUCAGAGUACUCCCUUAUAUAUUGUUUUAUUUCGCAGGAUUAUAUUUACCCAGAUGCUCGGGACAGGCAAUUUCUCCACUACUUUCACCAGAAAUCCAAAAGCCAGAACUUCGAUGUGGAUCAGUAUAACAAAUUGAAAAAUGAUCUUGCAGAGGUUAGUUGCAUAACUUGCUCUGAGUCAAUAUACUUAAAUUUUGUCCUGUAACAUAAAAGUGGCUCCAAAAAUGUUUUGAAAUCCCAACAUUGGCCCCCACUUCUGCAGCUGGCACAUUGCAGGGAGUAACGCUGUAGUCUGUUGCUAAACAACAUGCAUAGAAAGCACACUCUUGUAGCCGUAGACAGGCUUCCUUUUUGAAAAGUGGGUUUAAAAUGCAUAUUGACAGCCACUUGACAGGUGAGGAAGAAAAGUAAUAAUCUUACUUUGGAGGAAAUGGGUACAGCUUCCCUUUCCAUCUGCUGCAGCAGCUGUGAUUAGUGUCAAGGAGAUGUGAAAUGGAAAACUCUCCAGCUCCAAAGUAAACAAACCCUUAUCUCCCUUGCUGUCUCCAAAAGCUAAUGGAAUGCUUCCCAGCUACUUCAGUAGGCUUUAAAACAAAAAUGAAUAGUGUUGACCUUGCCAGGCCAGCUCUGCUCAAACCUUCCAAGUCCAUAGAGAAUUGUUUGGAUUAGGGACUUCAGUGCUACUCCUCGAUGACAAGUUACAAUACACCAGCUGCAAAAGAGAGCGCCAAAUCAUAGGCCUGCCCACCUUCUAUAUCCCCUCUCAGAACUGGUGAGACAUUGCCAUAGUCACCAGGUGCAGAAGAUGACCCUGGCAGAGUGUUGUGAUUUGCAGCUGCUGCCAGCGGCUGCUGCUUUCACUGGAUUUGCCAGCCAGGAAGAGGAUUCUGCCAUCCUAGAUGGCACAUUAACUUGCUUACGUGAUUGCCAGGAGCUCACUGUCAAUAUAGCACAACACAGUUACAAAGCCAAUAGCUUCCCUUGCUAUUCUCAGUGCUUCUUUGUCCAGUGGCCCUGUUGGCAUCUUUCCCUCCCUGUCACUGCCUCUGCUUACCCUUCAGAUUUCAGGCAUCCCUGGAAACGUGUUGCAACUCAUGGGAGUCCCAGGCUCCAGAUCUUUGGGGGUUGACCUGUAGCAAUUUGUAAGCUGAGGUACAGGUUUUGUGUUGGAAGACAUCCCCAUUAAACUACUGUUUGAUGAUUAAAUAAAUUCUAACACUGGUUGCUCAGUGGAAGAAUGCUCAUGCUGUUAUACUUUAGUAUAUAUAUUUACACUAAGUAGAUUUCUUUAUUGCAUUUAUAUCCUGCACUUUGCCCAAUGGUACUGAAGAAGGGAGUGCCCAUAAAAGUCCCUGUUGAAAUGUCAGGCUGUACGAUGGCCAAACCAGCUUCCUGAUUUUAGUUAACUGAACCAUACUUAAUUCUAAUCAGAGGUGGGAGGGAUCACACGAACCUGCAGGGUGCUCUUAGUUGUUAAACCAUGUAACUAUGCAGCGUGAUGUUUGAGAUGUAUAUUCCAUUUGUUCCACACAACAAUCUGUGAGAGGAGUGAUCGGCUCAUGGUGGACAUCUGGAUUUGAAAUGUGGAAAUCAGUCUUCUUUGCCACCAUUGUGUCUGCUCAGUGUCACAGAGCUAAGCUUGCACAGGUGGUGAAAGGCCUGUUACAAUCUGGCCAAAGCAGGGGAAGUGAUAGAACCAUUGAUGCCUGCUGUGAGCAUCAUGCAAGACCUUUUGCAGCUAAAUCUCCUUGCAUCAGUUCUGAUUUGGAUUCCAGUUUUUGAAAUGAGAUCAGAGAAAUGGACAGACUCCUUGAAGAAAUGAAACCAACUGCAUAUAUGCAGCUAGACCCUGGCCCUUCUUGUGCCCUUAACGUGGCAAGUUUAGGUAUAUCCAGUUGGGUCCCAGAGGUAAUCAGUGCCUUCCUUCAAAACUCUGGGAAGCAUUCCCUCUAUUAAAAAGGCUUUAAAAUUACCCUUGACCCUGAUGAAGCUAAAAACUGUCACCAUGCAUCCAGUCUAUUGUAUCUUAAUGUGGUAAAUUCAUGAUUGCUCAUUAGCAGCAGGGUUUCCUAAAUGACAGUGAUUACUUGGAUCAGUUCCCAUCUGGUUUUAGAGCAAAGGAGCAAAUACCCUGAUGCUAAGUGAUUUGGCAGUUUUUUCCUUCCACUUUCCUUUAAGAAGAAUCUCCACUGCUUUAAAUGUUGGACAUGGCUUUGAAGCUGGUCUUAUCAUCCUUAAAAGCAGGGCUGGGGAACCCUUUUCAUUCCCUUCUGGCCAACCUUCAGAUGAGGUGUGGACAGGCACGUGCCAGUGGUGGUUGGUGGUCAGAGCUAGAGGCCAAAGUGGGAAGAACUUUUUACCUUGGUGCUGUGGGCUAGUUUCUACAUAUGCUCGCACAUUCGCUUUCUUCCAGGCAAGCAGGAGGCACAGAGGUCAAAGAUUCAUUCUAGCCAAGCAAAAACAGUGUGGCCUGGGAUAGAGUCCUGAGGGCCAGAUAAACAAGCCUAGAGGGCCAUGUUUGGCCUUCAGCUUUAGGUCUCCCACUCCUGCUUAAGAUACUAGUCCUCUGCUUGCUCACCAGGCUCUGCAACCUAAGCUAGCCUGUUACUUCUUUAUGGAGUGACUACCCCUAAAAUUGUCCCAGCGAUACCUGCCACUCAUUCAUUCAUAUACAAGUGUAUGUGUGCACACACUUGAUAUUCCUCUUAUUACGGCCUACUGCCCUUUGUCCAUCGUUUCGAAUGGUUGUAGACACAAUGAAUUUCCUUCCUUGGAAUUAAGUGGCAGUUAACUUGGGGAAACAGUUUGGAUGUUAAAGUUUGCCAUAGCUUACUAAUGCAAAUGCAUGCUGAGAUUUAAAAAUUCAGGAACCCCACAUGUAAAUAACCACAGGGUUCCUGCAACGAGAGCAGAUUUCCUCCAUGCAUGUGAUAUAUAAAAAGUUCCUCUAGAAGCCAACAAUUGGUGUACCUUUUAUGCUGAUGCAGUUAAUCUAUCCAGUUCCUUAGGCCUAGAUGGGGAAUCUGUGUUCCUCCAGUUGUCGUCAGACUCCCAAUUCAGAGAUGGUGUUUCAGUCCAGAAAUUACUAGAGCCCACAGGUUUCCCACCUCUGCCUUAAACUCAAGGUUAUAUAAAUGUAUACAACUACUAACCUAAGGGCAGAAUUAUAUGUUACAGCAAGCACUCAAGUGCUGGAAGGCAACAUGCAGUGAAUAACUGGUGGGAGUUAAUAGAACCAGUUCCUGCUUUAUUCCUCUCUACCUAUGCCCCAAGGUUGUUUUUCCUUCAACUAAACAAAUUUCUAAUCUUAGAGUUAGGGGAGGUGGAAAACAUUGCAGAGAUUUUUGGAGGGAGAGGAAGAGUUGGACCACAUGAAAAAUAAAGGCUUUUCAGUGGUAUCUGUGGAAUGGUGUCCUUGAGGAGAUGCACCUGGCUUUGUCCUUGUCAGCAUUUAGGCGCCUGGCCAAGACCGUUUUUGUUUAUUCAGGCCAUUGGUAAUUAAGUUGCCUCCUAAGGUCUUGUCAUCCUUAUUGGGUGAGCAUUUUGUAAUGCUUUUUCUGCUUUUGAUUUGCUUUUAUUUGUUGUAGUUUCCCUCUGAGGAACCCCUUCUUUGCCUUGUAACAUGACUGAAUGCCAACAGCCAUCCAGAUGGCAUUAACUAGGCAUCAGAAAGAUUCUGAAGGGUUUCACACCUGCAAGCUCACCAGUUUAUAUUUCUCUCUUCUCACUGCUAGGUGGAAGAAUCCUUGAGGCGGCUGAAGAAUCCCUUACAAUUGCGUCUUCCUAUCGAAGAAAUAAAUGACAAACAUUAAUUUUUUUGAUAAUUAUUAGCCUUGUUGAAUUGCCUCAUAAGAUUUGAAACUGGAGUAUUCUGGACUAACGUAGUCCUUCUGUUUUUGAAGGGGUUUGGGGGUGAAGAAAUCUACAAGGAACAGCUAAAACUGUUUCUGAUAACCGAGAUUUCUUUUUCAUGUUUUACAAAGAAAUUCAGACUCCCCAUGUAUAUAGUUUGUUUCUUAAUACUGUUCACAAUAAAAAAAACAUGUAGCAGCUACUAUUGAAUUAAUAAUGUAUACUUGAUUGAAAGAAGAGACAAAAAUGAUUUUUAAAAUUUUUAUUUUAAUCUGGUACCCUUCAAUUUGAAUGUAACUUUAUAAUAAGGUAAAUAAAAAAUGCAUUGCUGUUUUGUGCUUAUUUUAUUUUCUGAGUUAAGAUAUGUUCUGCAAAAAAUUUUUAAAAAGCACCUCCUAAGUUUUCAGAAAUCCUCACAUGCACAAAUAGUUUCAGAGUCUGUGGCUUUUUAUAAACAUAUAAAGUUUCUUGUUACAUUUAAGAUGCAAAGUCCACGGGGCACAACUCACCUGUACAAACAGCACCACCCCCAACGUCAGGGAGCAAGAUAGUACAGGUCCUAGCACCUAUAGAACAACGGAUAAUGGCCUGCAAUAGGUCAAGCUACUUAAUAAUAAUUUUGAACUAUAAAUGGGAUGCCUGGAACUCUUUUGACCGUACCAGCCAGUUACACCAGUCAGUGGCAGUUGCACAACUGAGUUUGACAGUGUUCAGAUGGUAUUUGCCAGGCUAAAGUAUGGGGAUGAGGUCAGAUAAUGGAAAUGAUCCCUACAAAAGCAUUAUUGUAUGGGGGCGGGAAAGAGAGAGUACAAAAUCUAAAGUUUCAAAAUGAAGCUUGCAAACUCAUGCACUUGAAAAUAGUUAAGUCUGAUUAACUGCUUCUUUCUUGCUCAAAUGUAAAAAGAUUGACUUAUUUUCCAAAAUUCUCUGAGGUUCGGUAAGUAUAAUGUUGAUUUCUAAUCCAAU
Podarcis lilfordi (Lilford's wall lizard) is the source of this 63410-nucleotide messenger RNA. NCBI's taxonomy places the organism in Eukaryota, Metazoa, Chordata, Lepidosauria, Squamata, Lacertidae. The record is from the annotation of a GenBank genome assembly.